GACUUCGGCGGAGCGGCGAGGCGAGGCGACGGGAGGCGCUGCCGUAGCAGCUGUUUGACAACCCGCCGGCGGCUGGGCCUCUCCGGAGCGAGAGGUGCGUUUCGGGCGGGUUCCGAGCGGCUGCAGCUCCAAAGACCUCGGACGAGAGAGAGAGAGAGAGAGAGAGGCGCGCACCCGUCCGGUAACUUGGGUCGCUCUCUGGAGAGGGUUGGGAAGUGCGCGCAAAGAGCGCAUCCCUCUUCCCUGGGGGUGGAAUAUUCGCCCGAAGUAGACGAGGGUGAGGAAGGGGCGUCUUGGCGCGCGCGGGGUGCGGAGGGAAGUCCCCGCAUGCAUCCUUUAAGAGUUUGGGGGGAGUUUGGGGCUCUCCUCGAGGGGCUUCGCUCGGGUAGGGGGGAGUUUUUGUGCGCGCAAAAUCCUCUUUUUUGGGGGGGGGGGAAUGUUGCACCUUGGAGUCUUAUUCCUCGGACUGGGAGUUGUGCCUUUCUUUAGAGGAGCGCAGACUGCGCGGGUCCAGGAGUGCGGAGAGGCCCCGGGUUUUGUUGUAAUCUGGUUGCCUAACAACGCCGUAUAGCUUCUUAAAGAGACCGACGCCCUGGGCAGGCGUGGAAGCUACAGUUGCUCUUCUCUUCCGAGCCCACCCUUUCUUUCCUCAAGCUCCCCUAUCCUAUGACUCCCUUUGCUGAUGCCUGGAGAUAGGGAAGGUUUCUGCUCUCGGGUAUCUGUGGCGCCUUAAACAUAUCGCAUGGAUGUGAAGAAGGGCUUCAAAGACGAAAAUAUGUAAAGAUACCAGGCCAUGAACGAACAGCAUCUGUUCAAGGGACUCUUCUUAUGGACGGUCAAGACAGUUUUGUCAUAAGCGUCUAGCUUUAGGAAUACCUCCCAAAAUACAUACAGUGUGAUUGUAAGUAUGUUUACUCAGAAGCAAAUGCGGCCGAGUGCAAUGGUACUUACUAAAAAGUGUACAAGGGAUUGUAACUUUAGUAUUAAGGAAUGGCUAGUGGUAGCGUGAAACGUUUCGAAAGCAUUAAAGCCAACAAAUAAUAUAUCUCAAGGCCAGUGAUCAUUCUAGGUAUUCCCACCAUUCAGUGAAUAGAAGUCUGUUUCAUUUACAAACUGGUUUGCUAGUGAAUCUGUUAGUCAGACUAUUGCAUAUAGAUUUCUUCAAUGAGUGGUUUUGAGGCAAUCUCAGUUCAUUGUUACGGCUUCUUGGCCUUAGUAACAAAUAGAGGUUUUUACGAAGUAAAAAUUGAGGUUGGGAUGCAUUUCCAAUAUAUUCAGCACCAGUCUAGAAACAGGUGGGCCACUUGUUGAGUGUGCAGUGCAGGCUUUAUAAAUUUUGCUGCAGAGGGCAAAAGACUGCACUUCUGCUGCCUCAGUUGAAUUCAGUAGGGCUGACUUAUGAACUGCCAUGAUUGAAAUUGCAGUUCUCUCUUACUAACACUUAUUUACCUGGAAGUAAGCCCCAUUGAAUUCUUGCUUCUGAGUAGACAUGACUCAGGGCAGAAUGAUAUUUGCUGCCACCUGGGGCAUAUCCUCUAGCUCCAGCACUGCAGGUGUGUUAAAUAACACUGGCAUAGUUGGAUCAUUAUCUUCUGAAGCCACAGCUCCCUCUUUUUGUGAAAUCACUGCCAAAGCCAUGGUUUAGUAAGUGAGGCUUUCCCUGUGGUGACAUUGGUGGAACUAACUGUAGAAAUCUCUUAAAGGAUAUCUGAUUCCCACUGUCAUUGACCAUGCAGGCUGCUCUUUCAGUGACCUGACUGGACUAGUGAAAAAGCAGAUUGACCUUUUGUCACUAGCAUGGUUUAUUUAGUGCAUUUUUACUCUGCUGUUCAGCCACAAAGGCUUCCAGAGUAGCUUACAUAUUAUCAAUAAAAAAUAAGUUUUGUAAUCUAAAAUACAUGACACAAAAAUGAAAAAAGGAUGGGGAGGAAAGAGGUGGGUAAAGCAAACUCAGACACCAAAGUUAAAUAGCAGUUUUUAUAGUGACCAGCUGGAAUGAAAACAGUUCCAGGAUAGGAGGAGCCUGACAGAGCUGACCUUUCAGUAGAAUGCUGAUGGAUUGGCCCUGCUUGACAACUGCUGCAACCUAUUGGAGUGGUUUCUCUUUGGCGAUCACCUCCACCUUGUUGUCGAGUCUGGUUUACAUUAGGCAGGUGGUUGGUGAAGUUCAAGGGUAGAUACUCAACUGGCACUGAUGCUGAACAACUGAGCAGCAGGGGUUCUGUUCAAAGAACUUGACAGUGUUUGUGGUGAUGAAAAGCUCUGCUGUUGCCAUUUUUGUAACAGUACCAUCUGACAAGGCAUUUCUGGUAAAUCCAGGCCAUCUCUGUUUGAAGGUCAAGUUCUCUCUGUGGUUCACUAUUACUUGCUUGCCAUAUACCGUACUUUGACAACAAUGCUGGAGUUUCUUUUUGAAGUGCUGCACAAGAGGUUCCAAUACGUAUAACCAUCAUACUGCUGCAGGGAGGCAGGAGAGGAGUUCUGACCUUUCGUUGUAGAAUCUUUUCCCACUGAGGGCUUUCAAGGGAUACUGCUCAUGAGGAAAAUCUUACGCUAUGCUUUGGCCAAAAUUCUUCCUUUGCAGGGAUUACAAUUAUUCUGUGAACCACCCUGAGACCCCCAGGUAUAGGGCGGUAUAUAAUUAAAUAAAUAAAUAAAUAAUAAUAAUAAUAAUAAUAAUAACUUGGUGUGAAUACUAGGACCAAACUAUAAGAUUGGCUUUAUGUAUUGUCUGAUGCUAAUUGGCACUGAGAUAUCAAAUGGCUGCUUGGCUUGUGAGGGGAGAGUAACUGAAAAAUUUGUCUCUCACUGAUAAAUUGGUAAAGUUAUGCUUACUUAUUUACAGCAUUUUUAUACUGCACAUUAAUAAGUUACCUGCAUGGUAGACUUUUUUUAGCAUAUAAUAUAUAGACAUAUGAACUUAACAAGUUAAAAUAACUGCUGUUUUCUGCAGCACUUUGACCUGAACUUAUGAAUGUUUGCUCAUAAGCUGAUGGACAGGUCUUCAGAGGCUGGUUCACAGCAUAGCAGAAAAUAGCAGGCAAAAUAGGUCGGCUGAUGUCAAGUGAUUGACAAGUGAGUGGCUCCAUGCACCUUUCAAACUUGUCCUGUGUAGGGAGAUAACAAUCUGUCCUGCCAGUCCUGUUCUAAGGACGUGUAUUUUAUCAGCAUGCAAACUAAUGUGAUUAAGGAUUUAGAGGACUCCAAAAGGGAACUUAUUUUUAGCAUUGAUUGUUCUGUAUCAGGAGAAUUGUAAUUGAAUUAUCCUAGAAUGCAAUUAUUAUUAUUAUUUGAACUUCCUGCGUAUUGACAUCAUGUGAGAGAGUAAGUGGUAAAGAAAUAGUUAUUACCUGUGGUACAUAUUCUGUGCACACUUUUUCAUGUAGCAAAGCUAUCACAUGAGUAAUCAAGUUAAUAUGUACGUGUGGGUCGCUGUUUAAUUAGUAAUGUAUAUUUAUGACAACAAACACUUCCAUCAAUUUAACAAUAUCCAUUUUUUCAGCUGUGUUUGUUACUUCUUCUUAACCAAUAUGCUCAUGAUUCUGUGCAAUCUCAUGGAAGACUGGGCCAUUUUUACUGUUCAAAGCUACAUAUUAAGGCACUACCUUUAUUACCUUUAUUAGGCCAACCAUAAUGUCACAAAAGUGUGUAAACUUUCAAGUUCUCCAGAAUUCUUCCACUGGCUAGAUUAUGAAAAAAAGGCAAGGGGGAGAGGGGGAAAGGCUGUUAUUUAAGCCAUCUUUGUCUGCACCUGAUAGAGUCUUAAAAAUGGGAGGAGGUAGCAAACAUUCAAAUGAGACCCUUUCAGGUGUUUUGCGUAUAUCAGGUUGCAACCCAGGCCUUCUGGAAAGGAGAAAACACAUAAUGAUUGAGUCUCCAUUUCUGCAAAUGCACAACCACCCCUUGCUGCUUAGUUUUGCCUCCAUCCUUUGGUGAAACACACAGGUUCCUCUGGUAGGUAGAGAAUAAUAAUAAAAAUGCAGUCAUUAUAUACAAAUUGUUAGAGAUAAAAUAUAGCUGAAAAAGUCAACAAAACCCAAAUUGGGUAGCUUUACCCAGUGGCUGGAGGGAAUUCUCCCUUUAAUAAUAAAAUACCAUCUUCAGGUGCUAUAAAAUCAUUUCCCUCUAGAAAGAAAUUGCUGGAUAAACAAUUUGAACUGGAAUACAAAAGAGGGAGGUAUGAGGAGGUCCAGAAAAUAAGUAAAUUUAAAAACGGAAAUGAAAAGGUGAUAUUGUUUUUAAUUGUUCUGUUUCUUUUUUGUUUUGUUUUUUUGUUUUCUGUGUUUUUUUUUCUUCUUUGGAUUAUGUACUGUGUAUUUGUGUACUUCUUUUUAUGUUUUUCUGUUUAAUCUUUUAUUGAAAUCUUAAUAAAAAUCAUUAAAAAAAAAAAUCCUUUCCCUCUAGUUUAGGAUCCUGGCUAAAUUUGUUUUUUUUUUACAAAAAACAAACAAGCAAGCCAAGGUUAACUGUUGUGCCGUAAAGAAAACUCCACAAUAUAUAUUAAGGCAAUGCCUUUAUUGAGCCAACCAAAAUGUUAUAAAAGCCUGUAGAAUUAUAAAUCAUGGUACAGAUGGGAACGUGUAACUGCCAACUUUCACAUGUAAUUGUUGGAAUAAUUUGAACGUAGUGAAUUAGAAGUUCAGUGAUGAUGCACGAUGCUAGAUGUGUAUUGUUAAAAAUAAUUACUCUAGUGUGUGUGACAGCAAGCAGAAGGAAGGGUUAGAAGCUAGUUGGUACCUCCAUCAAUGAGGGAAAUAAUGGUAAAGGAUACCCCUGCGCUUAUACUGCCUCUGGAUUAUAGUUUUGGAGUUCCUGGAAAAAUGAUUGUGCUGGGCUGCUAUUAAGACCUUCUGCUUGCCACACUUCAGUGUGGUUUUGUUUUAAGCAAUCUUGUUUGGGCAGGCCCCUUGUCAGCUUGUCCCGUUGACUAUUCAGAAACCACAUGUGUGGUUUGCUUGUGUUGUAAGACUGCAGUAAGAUCUUGAAAAGAAUAGAUAAUAAAAAAGAGGUUGUAUUUUUUUCCUGUCUCAUUUUCACAUUUCUGAUGAUUUCUGAGUAAUUCAAAGUUCUUAAUAAAGUAACUCUUAGAAAAAUGAAUUUCUGUUGUUGAAGGUUGCAUCUGAUGGAUCAAUAACCCUAUAUCACUUCCAAAAUUGAAAAAAUGAUGCCUGAGGACCUAGACCAGUUCCUUGAAGAACAAAAAGCAAAAUUGGCACAAGACAAAGCAAAGCUUGACAAUGAUCCACCUUACAUGGAAAUGCAGGUAGGAAAUUGAUACUUUAUUGUUAAAAAAUGGAUGAAGAAUAUUAUGACUGUGCUCCUGUAUGUAAACAAGUCUGGAAGAUAGUGUUUUCACCAGUGGCAACCCCUCUUUAGAAAAUGCUAGGGAAAUUCUGAAGUCCCUCUGUUGCAUUGCAAUGUAACCUACAAACUAAAACAAGGUUGUCAAACCUCUGGCUCUUCAGAUGUUAUUGGAUUCUGACUCCCAUCAACCUCAGCUAGCAUGGCCAACCGUCAUGGAUGGUGUGUUAUAGUCUAGGGCCACAGGUGCUACAUCCCUGAACUAAAUACAGUGGUACCUUGUUUCUCAAACACCUUGGUACUCAAACAACUUGGAACCCAAAAAAUGCAAACCCAGAAGUGUUCCGGUUUGCAAAAUUUUAUCAGAAGCCGAACGUGCUCCGUUUUGAGUGUUACGCUUCCGAUUUGAGUGCCACACUUCCGUUUUGAGUGUUACGCUGAGGUCUGUUUUUCCUAUUUAUUUUGCAUUUUUGUUUUUGUGGCUUUUUUGUUUUGUUUUUGUGACUGUGUGGAACCCAGUUCAGCUACUGAUUGAUUGAUUGUGUGACUGCAGUACAAUGCUUAUUGCUUUCAUUUUAUGGAUCAAUGGUCUUGUUAGAUAGUAAAAAUCAUGUUAAAGUGCUGUUUUAGGGGUUGUUUUUAAAAGUCUGGAAUGGAUUAAUCAAUUUUGCAUUAUUUUCUAUGGGAAAGCAUGCCUUGGUUUUGGAACGGACUUCUGGAACAGAUUAAGUUUGAGAACUAAGGUACUACUGUAAUGUUAUUAUAGUGGCAGCAUGUUAAUUCUGUCUGCCUUACGCUUUUUUCCCCCUUUUCAGAACAAAGGUGCAGAGAAGCUUUCUGAGACCAGCAAAAUGUUAAUAGCCAUGGCUAAAGAAAACAUUCCACCAAAUAGUCAACAGACUAGUAUACACGGUAUUUGCAAUUUUAUUUUAUUUUUUAAAAACGCUUAUUGUAUUACAUUAAGAGAGAAUAUUACUGUAUUUACUGUCACUUUAUUUCCUAAUGUAGUCCCACACAACUACUCAAAGUCAAAUGUAUAUAAGUAGUGGUCCUUUCCACCAAUGUGAAGCAGGGAAAGAGAACUAUGCACAUGGUACUAUAUACUCAUAAUAAGAAACUGCAGCAGAGCUAAUAAUAUCUUUUCUUGACACAGAGGGAUUCCUGUGCAGCUGGGUUGUGUUUUUGGAGAGAUACAGUUUCGGAGGCAAUGUGGCUUUACUGAUACUGUGCUAUGAAGCACAGUUACAUUUAGUUGUAAUGGCAGGUCUUUGGGUGUCCCUUGCAUAGUCACAUUAAAGUAUUAUGGCCUGCCUUCUUACCUUGGUUGCCAUUCUUUUCAUAAACUGCAAUAGCUGCGAUUCCUUACUCAAUGGAUAAAAUACAGUCUGAAUAUAUCCUUAAAAGGUAAAGGGACCAUUAGGUCCAGUCGUUGCUGAUUCUGGGGUUGUGGCGCUCAUCUCGCUUUAUUGGCCAAGGGAGCCGGCAUACAGCUUCCGGGUCAUGUGGCCAGCAUGACUAAGCUGCUUCUGGUGAACCAGAGCAGCGCACGGAAAUGCUGUUUACCUUCCCGCCGGAGUGGUACCUAUUUAUCUGUGGUUUAACCCACAGCGCCACCCGCGUCCCUGAAUAUACCCUUGGCGUUCAGUAAAUACUUAGAGGUACAUACGAAGUGGCGCAUAUACAGCUUUUAAUAUCUUUGAAAUGGAGUUGUUUUUAUAGUCUUCUUUCGCAGCAUUAAGUUCUUUAAAUUAGAAAGAUUGCACUUUUCAUUGGCAUUGCCUCUUUCAUGUGCAUUACAUUGCUUUCUUUAAAAUAUAUAAAUAUUCUAGCUACCUAUAUUGCAUUUCCCAGCCUCUGCAUUUUCAGGUGUAUCUUUUUCUCAGUAGCUUACUGUCUGCUUGUUUUUCCUCUGCAAUUUCCAUCCGCAUAUGCGCCAAUUCCUUUUUCAUUUUGGGCUUAGGGACAGAUACCUCCUACAGAGGGUUCUUGCAGCAAGUUUAUCGUUGCUUAGCAACUCCUUUCGUCUCUCUCAGCGUGUAGUUCUAUGCUGCUUAAAUUUAAUUUAUUCUCAUACAUGCUGUCAUGCUGCUAUUUUUUGUGGCUUCCAUCUGUAAUCAAGGUCCCCCCCCCCCAAUCUUGGUAAUGACAUUUGAGCUUGCUAUAUAAAUGUCCAUGGAAAUGGGUACUGAACUAAUUAGAAACUGAAAUCGCAGACCCUUUGUUUAGGUGAGGAAGGUAAUGUUAAAGUAGACCUUUAGUUAAGUUCUGCGUUCAUUCUUUCAGAAAGCAAAGUAAGAGCCAUGUUGCUUCAUAUCAAAGCAAUUGGGUUUUCAAAUUCAGAUAGUAGAAGUACCAGCACGCUAGCUGAGGAAAACAUGUCCUGUCUGCAAGUUAUAACAGCAGUAGUACCUUAGAUCGAUACUGAGGCUGGCAUUAUGCAUUCUCUUUUGCUUGGCAAGCCCUGUCACUCAAAAGGCAGACUGAAGCUCUUUAAACAAAUGGUUAGGGGCUACUCAAGGGUACGCAGUACCGGCAUCUCUGUUUGUUGUUGCUAAAAAUUGUGGCAGUUUCUGUACCAGCACUUCAUGGUGUAUACUAGCACCUAUUUUUCUACAAAAAAAGCACUGUAAACGGUACUUAGUAAUUAACAUUAGGUCCCAUUAAUCAUAUAGAUAAUAUUUUGUUUAAAGUUUGCAGAUAAAGCCCUACAGCUGAUUACGACUGUGAGAAACCCCUUCUAAGUCCUUGGGCCUUGAAGCUGUCUCCACUGUUUAUCUAAGACAAGGCUAUAAGAUGGUCUGAUCAAUGACAUCCAAUAGCUAGAUACGUAACUCGAAUAUGUGUGUCAUGUAGCAAACAGGUAACAUGAGCCACUGACACUUGGUGGCUAAAGAUGUGGAUUCGGCAGCUUUCUGUUCAAAUAUUGAUUCUGGCACGGACUUGCUUUGUGUGGCUUUUGGCAAGUCACUCUUUGGGUGCCAGUUCUUCAUCUGACCAAAUGAGUAAGACACUGACCUACUUUGCAGGAAUGUUUGGGCAAAACACAAUAUAUUGUGUAUGUUUGGAAGUUAAAAGUUACAGAUAAAGGAUACGUCUGCUACUAAGAAAUUGAGAGACAUGAACCCCGAGAUAUACAUCUAGGAUAAAAGUAUCUCCACGCUUGCUGAAAAGUGGCUACUAUAAAUACAUGGAAUUAUGUAUUUAGACCAUAGCAGACAAUGUCCUUUCAGAUGGAGAAUUUAAGCUAAGGAACCUGCUUCCAGGUCUGCUCUGCCUUAAUGGAGGCAGCCCCCACAACAGUGGGAGAUCGUUGGCGAAGGAAAAAACCCAAGGAUGAUUGAGGGUAAUCAUCCUUGCAAAUUCCCCCCAGGGACAGGGGGAAUGGGCUUCACUCGCAGUUCAUCUUGGUACCUGACUCUUGCUCUGGCAUGGAAUACAGGGGUCAGGAAGGCGCUGAGUGCAAAAGCACUUCACCUGCCAAAACCACCACCGCCAUUAAGAAGCAGAGGUUCUCUUGUUAACUAGAGCUUAAUUAGAGUAAAGUACAGGCGCGUGCUAAAAGAAAUGAGAUCACAAACUGCAGAACAAACCAACUGCAAGGACUUUAAGGUGCAAAAGACGGUAUAAUUGAAAACUAAUAAAAAUUUAUCAUUAAUCUAAGGAACCAAUGAGUUAUCCAAUGGUUCUAACUAACACUGCAAUCUGAUAUACAUCCUGCCUUCCCUCUCUUGAAAUGAGAGCCAUUAAUAUCAGCCAAAGAAAGUGGAAAGAGAGAUUUGCCAGAAAAUGAAAUCUUACAUUAAAUAUUGACAAUAUUGACUGGUGGUAGGAGGGUUUGCUUUAACCCAUUUUCCUGCUGACACUCCCCACCCUCCUAAGCUGCUUUUCCUUCCUGCAGGAGAAAAUCCUCUCUGCUGUAAAAAGGCUCCUUGGUUGAAGUAGAAUGGUAAUAUCUUAGUUCCUCCAGCGUUGUCAUUUGUUAUGGUGAAAUUCUUCUGCCACAUAGCUGCAUUUGCUAUAAAAGCCAGAAAAGUUAUCUUGCUCACUUCUUCCUGUCUGUAAAAAUCUCCCAAUGACUCAGCCGUUUGGAAUUAAAUUUAGUGCAAGCUGGUCCUAUUUUUUUCCACUUUUGAAAGACUAAUAGAUUUUAUGGGUAAGCUUAGAAGUCUGAGAAAUAGCGCUUAAUCUGGUGGUACACUUUUACUGUAAACGUUCAAGUUUAGACUUAUGUGCCAAUAUGUUGACAGUAAUCUGACAGUAGGUUAAAUGACAUCACUAUAAAUGACCUUAAAAUAACAAUUAAGUGUUGCUCACUCUCAGAGGCCACUGAGGAAACACCAUGACAGCACCAAAAAAUGUAUGUCUUCUGUAUUUAUUUUUUCAUCUGUAAGCUGUUGUAUGUUAGGAUAUAAGAUACAUUCUUGCUACAGCUGAUGGAAGUUUUAGUCCUAACGUUCUGGAGGGCACUAGCUUGGGAUGGCUGGAUCAGACUAAUGGUUGUCUAGCUCUGUGUUGUAUUUUCUGUCAGUGGCCAGCUGGGUGCCUAUGAGAAUCUCACAAGCUGGACAUGAUGGUGAUGUCCUUCUUCUGUUUGUUCUAGCAGUUGGUAUCUAAUGAUAAACCACCUCUGUCAUUGGGAAUUCCGUUUAGCGGAUGUUAACACUUUUAUGCCACACUUCAACAAACUAUAUUAGAGAGAAAAAAGCAACUAGCAUAUUCUACUGACUAAUGCAGGGCUUUAGCUGACAAUGUAAACUAGGUACUACAUGUGAUGCUACUUACUAGUCAAGAUUGUUCCCAGCUGCAGUUAGCUAAAUAUUUAUUCUACAGUCUUGCUGUUGUACAUAUCUCUCUGCCUUUCUGUCAGUUGUAAUGAUCUGUUAUAGGGUUAGCUUUGGUUGAAAUAGUCCUAUGAUGUCACAAACAACAAACUCAUGCAGAGGAUGCGGCCAUUUUUGUUACCACAGUAUAAUGUGCAUUAUGAGGUGCAAAAGUUAAAUUGUUGCCCUGAAGUACAUUGUCAUGUGCCCUCAGUUGCAUAGUUUCCAUGAACCAGAAUAGAGAUGGGGAACUUUUUGGCCUUCCAUAUAUUGCUGUCUCCAGCCACCAUGGCUAACAGUUGAGGAUUAUGGGGGCUGUAGUCCAACAACAUAUGGAGGACAAUAGGAUAUCCAUCCCUGAACUCGAACUUCGUUUGAUGAGAAAACAUGAUUAAAAUUAUAUACCGUAUUUUUCGCCCUAUAGGACGCACUUUUUCCCCUCCAAAAAUGAAGGGGAAAUGUGUGUGCAUCCUAUGGGGUGAAUGCAGGCUUUCGCUGAAGCCUGGAGAGCGAGAGGGGUCGGUGUGCACUGACCACUCUCGCUCUCCAGGCUUCAGGAAGCUCUGUGAAGUCGCGCCGGUCUCCCGAGGGUUGCGCAGAGCUGUCUGCAUUCCAAAGCCUGGGGCGCGCUGAAGAGUGCGCCCGGGCUUCGUGCAGCUCUCCGCAAGCCUGGGGAGACCGGCGCAACUUCCCGCCGGGCUCCCUAGGCUUGCAGAUAGCAGGCUGUUCUCGGGGCUGGGGUCGGGGGAAGCUCAGGCUUCCCCCGCGCCAGCCCCGCGCAUGGGGGGGAAAAAUAAUUUCCCCCCCUUUAUUCCCCCCCCCCCCAAAAAACUAGGUGUGUCCUAUGGGGCGGUGCGCCCUAUGGGGCGAAAAAUACGGUAUGUCUAAAGGUUUUAGCCUUUGAAAAUAUUCUGCAUAUAACAGUGUUGAAACAUGAACUAACUUUGAGACAACUACAUAGUUUACUCUUUCGGAAUUAUCUCAGUGAUUAGCUCAACUAAUUUUCUCUUUAAAGUUAUACUGCUCUUUGGUUCCUUGGAAUGUUAUUGUAAGGUGUGUGUGUUUUUUUUUAAAAUGGAUACAGGUACAUUGAUCUAAUAAAUUGUUUCAUUCCGUUUGUAGAUCAUUUUCUUUCGAAAUAGCAUAUCAACCCACACUUUCCUUCCAGAUAAAUAUACUGUUCUGAGUUUCACUUCUUCUUAAAAAAAAAAAAAAGCAAUUGAAAUUUACAUAGUUUAAUCCGAGGUAGCUUUAAUCACUCCUCUUUCACUGCUUUUUGUGGCCAGCUUCCAUUCCUUCACAACUCCAAGAUUUCUUUAGUGACUUUGGAAGGGGAAAACGUAAGAACAUAAGAAGAGCCUACUGGAUCAGGCCAGUGGCCUGUCUAGUCCAGCAAUCCAGUUCUCAUAGUGGCCAAGUAGAUGUCUAUGGAAAAUUCUCAAGCAGAACCCUAGCACAAGAGCCCUCUCCCCUCCUGCGGUUUCCAGCAACUGGUAUUCAGGAGCAUACUGCCUCUGACCAUGGAGGCAGAUCACAGACAUUGUGGCCAGUAGCCACUUACAACCUUAUUCUCCAUGAAUGAGAAUUAGGCUAAGCUUACCAGAUUUUUUUCAAUGAAUCCUGGGACACUUUUCAACUUCAGUGAAUUUUGUAUGGGGACUUAUUUGUAAAUCCGGGGACUGUCCCCGGGAAAGGGGGACGUCUGGUAACCUUAAAUUGGGAUUUGUCAUAACCAUGUGAAAAGUUGCUUUUGGCAUUUUAUUAAAUUUAGGUUUACAUGUUCUGAUUGAUAUGCUUUGGGAGUUCUGCCAGAUGCAUAUUCACUGUGAAAUAGAAUCACAUAUGUGGCUUAAGAAAUAAGUCUGAUAGUAUCCAACUAAGUUUCACUCAGAGUAAACCCACUGAAAUUAAUGAACAUGACCAAGUUGGGUUCAUUAAUGUUAAUGUGUCUACUCUGAGUAUAAUUUAUUUGAAUACUGCCCUUUUAAGUAUAUCUCAAAAAUAAUAUUGCAGAUAUACACAAGGUUGCUAUUUCCAUCAUCCAGCUAGAGUGGCCAACCUUUAGUCACAAUUUUUUUGGAAGUGCCUGUCAAGAGAUAAUCUUGCCAAGUUUUUCACCUUGGAUAAGAAUGCAUUCCCUUCCUUUCCUUUCUGAAGCUGCAUGCGGAUAAGAUUAGGAAGGGGAUACAUGUACUGUGGGUUCAGCUAUGGAAUAGGGGACAGCAAAUGUCAGAACUCUUAAAAGCUUCAUAUGCCAGAACUCUUAAAGGCACUGUUUGGGGAGGAGCACAGUUUACAAUUGCCUUUUAUGUUAGGCAAAAUUAUUUUGUAUCAUUGAACAAUGUAUACUGUACUUCAUAUUGAUUAAUGGGCAGGCCUUGUAGUUAAUUGGUGGUAAAGGUAAAGGUAAAGGACCCCUGACAGUUAAGUCCAUUCACAGACGACUCUGGGGUUGCAGUGCUCAUCUCGCUUUACAGGCCAAGGGAGCUGGCGUUUGUCCGCAGACAGUUUUUCUGGGUCAUGUGGCCAGCAUGACUUAGCCGCUACUGGCAAAACCAGAGCAGCGCACGGAAACACCGUUUACCUUCCCGCCGGAGCGGUACCUAUUUAUCUACUUGUACUUUUGGGCGUGCUUUCGAACUGCUAGGUUGGCAGGAGCCGGGACUGAACAACACAAGCUCACCCCAUCGCGGGGAUUUGAACUGCCGACCUUCUGAUCAGCAAGCCCAAGAGGCUCAGUGGUUUUAGACCACAGCGCCACCUGCGUCCAUAAUUGGUGGUAGAGACUGUCUUAGUUCUCUUUUUCUUUUCACCUAACAAGGCCAGGCUAAAUUGGAGUUUUCUUGAGAGCACAGUGCUUUGAAGGUGGAUUACAAGUUCCUAAUCACCAGUGAAAAGUCCUUUUGUUACACAGAAAUUAAAUUUGUUAUCUUUGAAUGCUGUCCUUGGUGUCCAGUCUGCCACACAUGCACAUCCGCAUUGUUUGCAUAGCUCAUUCCUAUGUUCUGAAAUGCUUACUUGCAGAUUAUGGCUUAAGCUUGCCUCUCGGGGAAGAAUAUGAAAAUAAAAAGCACAAAUUGAAGGAGGAGCUUCGACAAGACUACAGGCGUUACCUUUCUCAGGUAAAGGACUUUAUAUCUGAUUAAAUUUCCGGUGCUAGCUGGCAAAGUGAAAAGUACAUUUAAGCUGGCAUUUGCUACGAACCGGAGAUAUACUGAUUUCUAGAAUUUAUUACUGCAGCUUAUGUUGCACAUUAUUUAGUCCCAACAUUGUGCUUGGUGCUGUACAGAACAUAAAUGACAAGAAACUCUUGGAAUAGAUUAGUGGAAGAGGGUUUUCAGGAGAUUUGGUGGAGGAAAAGUAGGUGGCCUGAUGAACAGGGCAAAGCUGUCUCUUGGACAAAGGGAAUAACGUAGUGUUGGCAGAAGGGGAAGGGGUUAAAAAAUGGAAGACUUCACUGAUGGGGACCACACAGUCACUGGGUGGGGGCUUGGGGGUGGGGAGAACCACAGCCAGUGCUGCCGCAUAAGUAAUUAUAGGAAUAGUUGUUAUAAAAGGAAAUGCAGAACAUCUAGCAGCAUUGAAACCACAUAUAUUGUGUGUAGACUGGUUGGAGGACUGAAACCUACAGAAGGGGGAAGAUGAAGAAGGGUUGCUGAAAAGCAACUGGAGUUGUGUGGGGCCAGGAGAGGACAAUGCCUUAAAAGCAAAGGCAGCUGGGAGGACAGGUUGUUGAUGCCGAAAGUGCUAGGUCAAGGAGAACGAAGCAGAUGGAUUAUUAGCAUAAACUUUGAAAAGAACAAUUUCAGUGCACUGAAACAUAGAGUGGAUCAGAGAGCCAAAUGUCAAAAAGUGCAGGCAAAAAGGAUAGAUUAUAUAUCUGAGGUUACUAAAUGAAGGCUGAUGGGAAAAUUCAGUGAUUGUUUUCUCCAAUUUAUACAGAUUAUAUAUAUUAUAUACUCUCAGUAGAGAUUUAAAGGUCAGCAGAGUAGAUAAAUAUAUUUCAGAAGCAUUUUAAUGUACAUGUUCAGAAGCUGCUGCUCAAGAAUCAAAAACUACCUUUCUGAAAUAUUUUUAAAUGCACACAUGCCACUCUGAAGGGUGAGUGAGAUUGCAAUGAAACGGAUUUUGAUAGGAUGUUCUUUAUGAAUAGUCUGUUUUCCUGACUUUUAGGGUAUUUCACAGACAAAAAAGAAGGUAGGGUGCUUGCAUCAUGCUACUCUUCAAAUUAAUAUAACAUUGUGCUUGGUUGUAAAUUGCUAAUGAAAAGUUUUGGGGGUGAAAAUCAGUCUUUGUGCUUUGCUGUGCUCUGUGAGCUGCCUCAUCACAAGAUAAUUAUGCAUAAUUUCCAUUAAUGUCAUAUUUCCACAUUGUCUUUUCCUUUGAUUUCACUGCUCAAUUGAUAGUCCUCUUCAUUACCUUUCAUUUAAUGAAUGUUUGCUGCAGAGCAUGCUAAUAUUGAGGAAUCUCUGUACAGUGGAACCAUCAGUUUGAGCUAAUUUAAAUGAUUAAUCUUGGAAUGCUCUUAAAAAGAGAGCCUUAUUAUUCAAUUAUACCUUAUUGGAAUUCUAACUUGGAUUUACCUGCCUAUGCAGAAAAAUUUCCAAUAAUAUGGAAACAUAUAAUAGUUAUUGUCAUGUAGACCAGGAACAGGCAAAAAAGAAACUGCAAUCCUCUGCACACUUUCAGGAGAGCAAAUCCCAUUUUAUAUCCUGGGACUUAUUUCUGAUGAAACUUGCAUAAGAUUGUGCUACAUGUUACUCAACUUGAUGGUGUCUCUUGUUAUUAACUUCUCUUUUUAAAGUUAAGAUACAAAUGGUGUACACAAAUACAGCAUUUUCUGUUUGGAGCUUCAAAUGAUGCAUUUUUUAAAAAAAUGCAGUAGCAUGUUUUAUAUUUCUAUUCACCAGAUUCCUUGUGUGCACAAUAAAAUAACCAUGAUUUAGGCUUUUACUAUCUAAUUUAGAUUAAAAUGAGUGGUGGAAUAAUAAAAUACUGGGUCACAAUAAGUACACAUCGUAGGACAGUACUACUCAAGUCAAUUUUGGUAGUUUCAUGAUGAUGCAUUGGCCCAUAGUUAGGUUACUGCUCUCAGUAUAAGCAAAAAAAACCCUGUAUUUUGCUGAAAGAAUUGGCUUGUAUAAAUUGGCUCUGUGAUAGAAAUUAUUUGAGAUUAAUUUAGAAGAUUGUAUCUAACCGUGUUGCUCAGUAUGCCUUCCAUCAGUAGAACAAGGAGGGACAUAAUUUUGGGCAAUUUCCCAAGAUUUGAUUUCAGGGCCUGCGCAUGGAUGGAACAACAGAGUAGAGGGGGAGGGGAGGGGAGGUUUCCCUUUUGCUGAUGGAAAUCUUACUGUAAACUGAAUACUGUAAGUGGCACCAUUGGAUACAAUGCAUAAUACAUAGUAAGGCUGAACUACUUUAAAAUAUAUAUUUAUUAAAUUAUUUGGCAUCUUCUAUAUCAGAUCAAUGCAUAUGGUCAUUGGUUUUCUCUUGUGCAGAAAAAAUACCUUACAUCUGGUGAAGUUGACCCAUUUACUCAGGGACUAUCACUUCCUAUUGGUGACAGGAGGUCUGCUAAGGUAGGUGCACAAAAACUCAGUAAAUAUUGCAUGGUGUUUGCAGCUUAAUAUAUAGAAUUCCCACACCUGUGAAAACUGAAGCUUUUGUAUGAUGUACCUUAGCAGGCCACCUGCAGAAGGUUUUAGUUAUAUGCCGCUGGAGAAAGCACAGCCCUUUACUUGCAGUGCAGUCCCUAACCUGAAAACUGCUGGCUGACUGGAGUUAGGAAGCAGUGGAAGUGCCUCACUGUCAGAGGGGCAAGUUCAUGAUGGAGGCCCCCACUAUAACUGAGGACAGCUUUGUGGGUGUAGAGCAACCUCGGCCCUCCAGAUGUUUUGAGACUACAGUUCCCAUCAUCACUGGUCCUGCUAGCUAGGGAUCAUGGGAGUUGUAGGCCAAAAACAUCUGGAGGGCCGAGUUUGAGGAAGCCUGGUGUAGCGCUUCUGCAGUUGAUAGUUGUUUGGUUGCAGUAGCCAGAGUUAGGCUCAGAAGCAGGGCAUUCACGAGGAAGGGAUAAGAUGGAGGCAUUUGUUCAGAGAUGCUGCAGGAUAGGGCCCUGUCUGUAUUUCGGCCUGGAGCCGGCAAAACAAAUUCUCCUUCCCAUUGGAACCAAGGGAUGGCGAUGCAGGGGGAGGCUUAAAAAAGAAAAGAAGGAAUAAUUUAAAAAGAAAGAACAAAAAUGGGUGGGGAGAAGUAAAUGCUUUCUUACCACCACCCUGCGCUUCAGAUUGUAGUAUGGAUGUGUCGCUAGACUAGCUGUCAUGCCUUGCCCCCUCCACUGUCCCUACCCACCCGCCUGGUCUGUGGAUCUCUUAUUGCUUCUGUACAACUGUUCAAAUCAGUUAGAAUGCUGUCUUGAUUUCAGUCCAGAAAUGAAAUCUUUUUGAGCCUCUGUUGGACUGGAACUUUUUUUAGAGGUGAAACUUGCGUCAAAAUGUUUCAUUGUGGAGUGCUCUUGUUCAGGACACUCCGUUCCAUUUCCUCACCCCCCCAAAACCCUUGUUUUCUAUCUUUCCCUCUGAACACCAUUCUGUAGCUCCUGAAUACACUCAGUUCUUAUUGAGCUAUUUUGGGCGUUCUCUCCCUGUUCCUGUUGGCACCUCCCUCUUACUCCUAAGAUUGUGCUGUUUUGGCGGUUAUAAGCACCAGCACUCUGAAAAUUGAGAUAAAUAGUAGUACAUCUGUUGUGCAAAAUAUUUAUCUUCAUUAGUAUUGUUUCUGUGGAUUGUCUUAUGCCAUAUCUCAUCUACAAAGUCCUCUUGGAUACUUCGACAUUUAACAGAUGGUGAGAAUGCCAGAUAUUGGGUACUCAUAAAGAGAAGCUCUAGUUUAUUCUCCUGCUCUAAGGAAGAAACCUCCACAUACUGUUUCAUGUUAACUGGUUAAUUUUCACCUUGCAGAUUUAGUUAUAUGCAUGUCACCCAAACAAAUUGUCUGUACAGUGGUACCUCGGGUUACAUACACUUGAGGUUACAUACGCUUCAGGUUACAGACUCCGCUAAUCCAGAAAUAGUGCUUCAGGAUGAAAACAGAAAUCGUGCUCCAGCAGCGCGGCGGCAGCAGGAGGCCCCAUUAGCUAAAGUGGUGCUUCAGGUUAAGAACGGACCUCUGGAACGAAUUAAGUACGUAACCAUAGGUACCACUGUAUUUCGGAGCUCUCUGUACUAUUAUUUCUGUAGCAUCAUCCACAUGAAUACAAAUUAUGAGAGGAUAGGUCCCUUCUCCAAUGGACUACCAAUCUAGUUAAAAGGAAAUGAUCAAGCUGUAACUUUUUUAGGGAAAGCAUUCCUCAGUCUGGUUCUUAGUCAUAUUGAUUUUAUUUCUUUACGGCUAAACAAAGUAAAGACUAUUUAAUUUAUUACUCUCCGGUAUUAAUGCCAAAUCACAUUCCUUAGUUCUAGUUGGAGGAUCACUUGUGAUUCAGAUGUUUUUGGAAGCUUUUUUAAAAAACCAAAAAACAAAAAACCCUACUUGUUUAUUUUCCAUUCAUAAGAUAUAAAAUCAACAGUAAGCUUAUUCACAAUAAAAUAUGAGAUACAAAAUCAAAUAAUGUUGUACAGUGUGCAUUAGCAUACCAUUGACUGUGUUUUAGUAUUUUUAUUGAUCUCUUGGUAUUUUAAGUUUUUAAAAAGAAAAUGAAGUUUUGGCUUUGCUUAAAUUGAAGUCUCAUAAGUUUACAUGCUAGAAGAUAUCAAAGUUUAGCAUAUUUGAAACAGGAACUAAUACAAAAAUAAAAGAGAAACGUUAAUGAAAAGCCAAAGUUCUUUUGCAACACCUUCUUUCUAAGCCAGAGUUUCAUAUGUACUACUGUACUAAUAAAACGUUGUAAACAGUAUAAGAAGCAUCAUUUUAUUAUCAUCCUGUGUCUGUGGUGUUUAAAACCUUUUGUAGAUCCAAUACGCUUUCCAAUAUCUGUUCUAGGACAGGUUAAGACUUGAAAGAAACAAAGAAUACAAUCAGUAUCUCAGGGAAAGAGAAGACUGGAAUGAAAGGUUAAGAAGAGUAGGGAAGAAGCACGCAGAGGUAAACCACAGACAGAGAUUCUCGACUCUUUCACUGUUCACAAACCCAUUAUUUAGACUUUAAAUUUAGAAGUAUUCUGGGCAUGGCACGGUAUGGGCAGGCUAAUAUUUAUAGCUUGUUGAAAUAUAAAAUUUAUCCUGUUUUUAUUCUUAAGAUUUUAUUUGGAAGAUGCUGCAUGUGUCACAUCCCUUAACACUGCCCUUGUUAUCUUCUUUCCCUUUUUUAGCUCUAUGAAAAUGGGGGGGGGGGAGAGAUGGAUAAAAAUACCCAGUUGCAGUGAAGAUGUGGCCCCUCAUUCCAUCCUGCUUUCUUUGCAUUUAUGUAUUUAUUUUAGUCACUUAAAAUACAACAUCGAUUCUGAUAUUCACUACAGUACGCACUGCAACAUUGCCAUUUAAUAAGUGGUAGUAACAUUAUGCAGCCUAAUUUAAAGCCUGCUUUUCUGGGUUGGCAUUGAAACGGCUUAUUAAAAUUGCAAUGAUUAAUGGCUUCCUUUGUGUUUAGCUUUAAAAAUGUUUGUCUUUGUGUUAACAGCAUGACACAGACACAAACAAAAAAGGCAUUGCUGUCACCAGAUCCCAGCCAGCAUUACAUACCCCAGCAUUACAGCCACCAAUAAGAGAUGAAGAAUUUUUCAAGAAAGAUGCUUGCACUUCUACAGAUACCUUUGAAGAGCUGUCAGACAAGAGACAAUCAGUAGAUCAACACCACAAACCAAAGAAUGACAUUGGACAAGGGGACACCCUGUUGCACAAACAACUUGAUGAAGUAUUGAACAUUUCCAACAGAAAGCACCAAAGACUGGAUAGCAAACCUGAGACCUUUUCUAGAAGGCAUCACAGGUUUGAUGAAGGUCAUGAUCCUGAAAUAGACGAUGAAAUGGACCCUAGAUUUCGAUAUGAAAGCGACUAUGACAAAAAGCCGCUGAGGGUCUUUCAUGCUCAAAGGUAACUUUAACUUCCUGGCACUUUGGGCCAAACUGGACAUGACACCUUUCUGUCACUCUGUGGUUUUUAUGAGAACUAAUAGCCAAUAUGAGGGUGUGCUAUUUUUGUUGGGAUUGUACUGGAGAGAAAAAGAAUGGUGUGGCCCUUCUGAAAAUCUCCCCGUAACCCGUUACCAGACUUGAAAGAGCAGUUCCUGUUUGUGCUCAUUCAUAGCAACUCCUCAGUCUGCUAUUAAUAUCCUUAAGAACACCUGACUGCUGAUGAUGCAUUUAGCAUCACCUCUCCUUUAUUGUGCAAAACAGGUGCACACUGUUUGGCAAAUUACAGAAAUAGAGCCAUCUCCCUUUUCUGUGUCUAUCCAUAUGUUAAUUGAGUGAAACAAACCACCUCCAGCCCAGAAGAAGGAUGUUUGUAAACGUCAUUUUUUUAGCUAAGGCUGGCACUGGAAUAUGGUGUAGUAAUACCAUUACUUCACUUCAGUUCAACUACUGCAUGUGAUUGUGCAUUUAGAGUAGAGCAUUAUGUUAUACCAUACUAAGUUUGCAUUUCUAUCCUGGGUGCAGCUGUGCAGCAGUUUUGAAAGGGAGGGGAGAACAUAAAUAUGCAAUGGACAUCAAUCCUAGAAUCCACACACCUCUGUGACUUCAUCUCACUCUGAUUCUUGGCCCUUUUCCUAUAAGCUCUGAUAACUGUACUAUCUCUGUGGGUUACAUAGUCAGAGUGACAUAAAUCUCAGUUAUAAGAAAUGUGUUGGUUUUUUAAAACGGUUCACAAUUACUUUCUGAGAAGGCAGGAUUUUUGUUAUCUGGAUGUCUAGAGCUUUAGCAUAGAUGAGGGCCGCAAAUUCCUACCACCUUGCAGCAAACUCCUGUGAGAAACCUCUUUUUCUGGCAAAUACCGACACCUCAACUUCUUCAUUAGUUUUCCAUCUUUUCUAAAAUGGUCAGUUUCAUUGGUUUAAAAAGAGCGAUUUCUUCUCUUUGAUCAGAAGCAAAAUUGCCAAAAGAUAUCACAGUUUGAAAAAGUAAAAAUACUUAGGAGUUAUGCAGAGGCUAUCAUUUAAGAGAUUUCACCUAAAUCCAUGAUUCAGCUUAGCAAUUACAAGCACAUGACUUUAAUGUGCAUUCCUUUUUAUAGUAAUACCUCCGUGAAUGUCCGCCUUGUCUAGCGUCCAUUCCGGUUGAACCUCCGCAGCAAACCCGGAAGUACCGGAAUGAGUUACUUCCGGGUUUGCUGCUCGUACAUGCACAGAGGCACUAAAUCGUGCUUUGCACAUGUGCAGAAGUGCAAACCGCUCCGCGCAUGUGCGCAGACUCGGCCCUUUGCCCUGCGUCCUUUUCAGCUAGCGGUCGGGGCUCUGGAACAGAUCCCAGUCGCAAAGCGAGGUACGGCUGUAUUUUCUUCUCAUGGUUGGGUAAUGUGCCCUGGGAAUCACAUUAGAAACCUUUGCAGUUGCUUAUUUUGACCCAUCUGCAAUCCUUAGGGAUGCAAAUUUAAAUUAAGGUUUGGAUUCUUUCGAUAACCAAUGAGUUGCUAGGGGCAACUUACCUGCCCUGAACUAGAGUUUCUUGACAGGAGGAUUGCGUACUAAAUGUAGUUUGUUUUGAUUGGCCUAUUAUCUACUUCUUUCUCAUGUCAGAAUCCAAGGCACUAAUGAGCAAGCACAAGCUGCUGCUGGCAGUGUCCCAUAUGCAACAGGACUAAUCAUAGGUAUGUAUGUAUAUAUGUAUGUAUGUAUAAUCUACCUAGCGGGGGAAGUUGUGUUGUGAUAACUGCCAUAAUAUGUUAUACCUUUUGUUGAGAUUUUAGGUGUUUGUUGUUGUUGUUUAGUUGUUUAGUCGUGUCCGAUUCUUUGUGACCCCAUGGACCAGAGCACGCCAGGCACUUCUGUCUUCCACUGCCUCUCACAGUUUGGUCAAACUCAUGCUGGUAGCUUUGAGAACACCAUCCAACCAUCUCGUCCUCUGUCGUCCCCUUCUCCUUGUGCCCUCCAUCUUUCCCAACAUCAGGGUCUUUUCCAGGGAGUCUUCUCUUCUCAUGAGGUGGUCAAAGUAUUGGAGCCUCAGCUUUACGAUCUGUCCUUCCAGUGAGCACUCAGGGCUGAUUUCCUUAAGAAUGGAUAGGUUUGAUCUUUUUGGAGUCCAUGGGACUCUCAAGAGUCUCCUCCAGCACCAUAAUUCAAAAGCAUCAAUUCUUCGGCGAUCAGCCUUCUUUAUGGUCCAGCUUUCACUUCCAUACAUCACUACUGGGAAAACCAUAGCUUUUACUAUACGGAACUUUGUUGGCAAGGUGAUGUCUCUAAUUUUUAAGAUGCUGUCUAGGUUUGUCAUUGCUUUUCUCCCAAGAAGCAGGCGUCUUUUAAUUUUGUGGCCGCUGUAGCUUAUAAAGGUUAGAGAUUGUAAAAACCCCAGAGUACAACGUUAGAAGAAAUGUUUCUGUCCUGUUCCUGUCCUGAAAACAUUUUAAGACAAAGCUGCAGAAAAAUGGACGUGUUCUAGCACUUUAAUAAAUUGCUGUUUCUGAAAUGGAGCACCAACAAAAUAAUUAAAUAACAAAUAAUAAAUAAUUAUUAAUAGCAUAAUAAUAAUAACAACUAAUAAUUAUUAUUUAUAACCCACCCAUCUGGCUGGGUUUCCCCAGCCACUUUGGGUGGUUCCCAACAGAAUAUUUUAAACACGAUAAAACAUCAAACAUUAAAAACUUCCCUAAACAGGGCUGCCUUCAGAUGUCUUCUAAAAGUCAGAUAGUUGUUUAUUUCCUUGACAUCUGAUGGGAGGGCACUCCACAGGAUGGGUGCCACUACCGAGAAGGCCUUCUGCCUGGAAUUACAGUUCAAGGGCUAAGCCCUGUGGAAGAUUUGCAACUGGAUCUCUUACAUUUUGUUUCCUCUCAAGCUUAAGGGCCUCCCGGUGAAGGCACGACUACAUUCUUUUGUAGUUGCUUCACUCUGACAAUUGUUCAGCUGCUUCUCCAACUUUGACACUAAUGUGAAAAUGGUUUGAGCUGCCACAUCUACUGAGAAAUAAAUCCUAUUAAAUUCAAUGUGAUUAGGAUUUUAGCCUUGGUUGCAAACUAUAGAGUGCAAAAUAUUCUUUGGCACAAUGAUGUUCAGUGGGAUUUGUGCUUAUUCAUCUUUGGUCUGGAUUGUGUCCAAGGCAGGAAGAGAUCUAUAGUUCAUUUUUGUUGUCAAAGUAAGAGAACAGGGGAAAGAGGUUUGGAAAAUGCAUUUCCUUGGAAGUGGUGAUUUUAGGAGUAGUGGAAUUGCUGCAGGUGAUAGAGUUCUGCUGUGUUUAUGGCACAAUUUUAGCAGAAUCUAUGUAUCUAUGAUGCUAGAAGAGCAACUUGUACGUAUUUUAGCUACUAUCUUCAUUUUUAGGUGGUCAAGACAGAGAGCUUAUCCAGAGAAGAAAAGAGCAAUACAGGCGAGAACUGAUGGAACAAAUUGCAGAGCAACAAAGAAAUAAGAGACGGUAACCAGAAGCUACUGGACUAACAAUAAUUCAAACUGAUGAGUGAUAAGUAUUGAAAACUUUGUGAGAAAUAUGAAGGGAAAAUCUUUUUAUUACUAACAGCUUGGGAUAAUGUAUUGAUAUUUAAAUCUUAAAGGUUUCAUUUUUCCUCCCAGAUUGCUUCUUAUCUCUUGAAAGCAUGUCCUAUUGCAUCUUCAGAAUGGUAAUUAAUGCAAGGAUAAGGAAACAGGGAUGGUGUUUGUUUGGUCAUUUCUGCUUAUGGAAACCUAACUCUGUAUAGAAGCUUAAGGUACCUCUUAGUUGUACAGUGGUACCUCAGGUUAAGAACUUAAUUCGUUCUGGAGGUCUGUUCUUAACCUGAAACUGUUCUUAACCUGAGGUACUACUUUAGCUAAUGGGGCCUCCCACUGCCGCUGUGUGAUUUCUGUUCUCAUCCUGAAGGAAAGUUCUUAACCCGAGGUACUAUUUCUGGGUUAGCGGAGUCUGUAACCAGAAGUGUCUGUAACCUGAGGUACCACUGUAAUGGGAGGCAGAACAGAAGCCUCAACCUUGGUUCCUCCCCCUUCAUUUCAGUAUGUGUCCCUUGAAGAUUGUUUCACAUAUACGUAAUGGAAAGUAGGAAGGAAUCCACAUGGGAAAUAUAAUGAGGGAGAUGGUUGACUAAUCACUAGACCAAUGUAAUCUGAAACAAGUUCCUACUGGUUCUUCAAAAACUUAUAUGUUCGACUAUUAAGAAAAGAUUAUUAAAUUAAUGCAUAAAUUAGAUAUUUUAACUGUUCUGUUCUGAGAGAUCCAGAGAUAUGUGGUGCGUUGGAUGAGGGUGGUUCAGCUUGAACCAGGGAGGCAUGGGUUCAAAUCCCAGCUUGGGCAUGAUACUCACUAAGGGGCCUUGGUUAAAACUCUGCUUCUUAAGUCAGCCUAACUCUCAGGAUUGUUCCAGUGAUAAAGUGAAAGGAUCCAUUGUAUGCCACCCACUGUUCCUUUGAGAAAGCAUGAGAUACAAAUGUUAUGCACAAUAUUUCUGGCCUUAUCUUUUGUGUGUGUUUGUGUGUAUUUCUUUGAUAGUGAAAAAGAGCUUGAGCUCCCAGUUGCUGCAUCUGGAGUUGUAGACCCCGAGAAGAAGGUGAGGAAUUUUAAUGUUCAGGUCUUCUCAGGUUUAGCUAACCGUUUUAAGAUGUAUCUGUGUCAAUGUGGUGCAGUGGUUAGAGUGUUGAACUGUAACGUGAAAGCAUAGAGUUAAAAUUCAAACAUGGCCAUGAAACUCACUGGGUGACCUUGGGCAAGUCACAGUCUAUCAGCCUAACCUACCUCACAUGGCUGUUGUGAAGAUAAAAUUGAGAAGGGGAAAACCAGGUACAUGGGAAUGGGCAUCCAGUUCCCCGCACCUGUUGUACAACAUUGCAAACAUGAUUUGAGGACUCUUUAGGACUCUUUAAGUUGCUUCCUAGACUUUGAUAUAAAAAUGAAAUGCCUUUGUUUUGGCACAAGUAACUGACUGGAACAAAAGCCAGAUGGCAGUGCCUCUUUGUAAGCAAGGAGAGUUAACUUUAUAGGUACUCAACACUGGAUGCAUUUGUGCCAUGAUUAAUCAUGACUUAACAUGAUGUGCGUAUGCCACAGUGAGCCUUGGGCUUGCGCAUUUCCCCCUCCCCUGACAGGCAGCUGGAAAGAUAACUUUGGAGUCUUUACUAUUGGUUUCCCUUAAACAUGGCUUGUCAUUUUAUCCAAAGCAGGGAAUCGUUUUUUGCGAUGAACUAUGAUCAGUUUCAAAACAAGCUGACUACAAACCAUGAGUUAGAAAGUUGCCUUGUUAAAGCUAACUUUAGUUUCGGUCAGCCCUGAUCCCCAUUUUUGACGAAAUGAUAAGCCACUUUGUUUAAGGAAAAUGAAACAAAAAAAGCUUUGCAAGUUCCUCUCCUGGUCAUGAAGUAGGUGGAAAGGGGAGGAGUGUGCAAGCACAAGGCAGGCUGCAACUCAUGUGACUCCCAAUAUACUAUGGCUUAUUGUGACACUUGAACAUUGUUAGUGUAAGUUGACGCAGUCUCUUGACAGAAGAUACUCAUCUUAUGUAAAUCUGUCAAAGGACUUGGUGAAAAUAAUCCUGUUGUCCACAGAACCUCUUUUCACGGGUUUCUGAAGUUGUUCCACUUGUGUAGGAUUUCAGUAUAUUAUGGUUUUCCUAGGCUGAUAAUCCAAGAAUUAUCGAACCACAUAAAGGCCUGCCCAAAUAGUUCCUGCUUAAGCUAAGAAGCUGUUUCUGAACAGGCUAGUAUCUGAAGCUGGUGGGAAGCAGAAGUUUUCAUGCUCAACUAGUGACUGUAGCAUGCAGCACUUUUUGGACAAUGCUGUGUUACAUCACUCCCAGAUGUCCUCAAUGCCAUUGUGAAGUGGAGGCUAGGUUUUUCCCCCCCAUAAAAAAACCCCAAGCGACCCCACCUCAGCAAAGCUAGCCACAAACCUUUCAGGUAUGUUGGAUGGGGGGAAAUUGGAUUGUGGGCCAAGUACUAAUGAAGAGUUAAAUAAGGGUCAAGGGGUCUUUCUAAGGGAAGGGGCAGUGUCUGGACAGGUCCUGUACUGUCAGUCAUACUUUCUAUGUGAACAAGGGGCAGAGGACCCAACUAUUUUUGCACAUAGGACACACAAUGAUUGCUUUGGGGAAUUUGUUGUGGUAGAGCACUCAGUGGAACAUCUAACCUCAGAAGACGCUAUGAAAGAAGGUCUAGUAAAUGUUAAUACCUUGUUAAAAGAAUAACUGGGGCUGGGUAUAAGCAUCAACAUUGUAUUAGGUGACUGAAAGUUGGCAGUACUUUCCAUCUAUUUAAAUUAUUCUGCUGCUUUUAAAAGUUUUCCUUCUGGGCUAUGUGGUCUGGGCUAAGCCCUAGAAAAGAGAUUAUGGGGGGAAAAUAUAAAUACGUUUCAAUGUGCCUCUGACUUCUGAGAAUUAACAUAGCUCAGUAUGGGAGUACAGUGGUACCUCGGGUUAAGUACUUAAUUCAUUCCGGAGGUCUGUUCUUAACCUGAAACUGUUCUUAACCUGAAGCACCACUUUAGCUAAUGGGGCCUCCUGCUGCCGCCGUGCUGCCGGAGCACGAUUUCUGUUCUCAUCCUGAAGCAAAGUUCUUAACCCGAGGUAAUAUUUCUGGGUUAGCGGAGUGUGGAACCUGAAGCGUAUGUGACCUGAAGCGUAUGUAACCUGAGGUACCACUGUAUAUGUAGAGCUUUAGCUAAGAGGAACAAGUGCAGGCAUAUGAUACAAGAGGUCCCUGGUUAGAAACAGAGUAAUUGUUAUAUACCGUACUUGGAUAUCUGGCAGGGAUACAGGGGUUUUUUGUUUGCUUAGGCCUUUAUUUCUGCCCCUUAAAGACAGUGCCCUUUCCUAGUCUCCAGAUUCAUCUAGGUCCAAAAAGCAGUCUGAAAAACUUGCCAAAAGAGGGAAACAACUGCUAGUGCUCAAGAUUCCCCCUUGGAUUCCGACCAAAGAAUGCUACAAGGCAUUCCACAAGACAACUCUCCUUAUAUUAGGCAGAAACAUUUGCAAUUAAAAAUCUAUUAGAAAUUGGGUGUAGCCCACACUUGCGUUGUACUAACGAUAUUGUAUAUACUGUCUUGCAGCUAAGUGAAGAAAAGGUAAACAUUUUAACAUAUUGCUAUUUUUGUCAACAACUGUUCUACCUAGAUGGGUGUAUAGUGCCCACUUCAGGCAUGUGGGGUUCCAGAGCUAUCAGCAUUUUUAUGGCCAUAAACAUGGUGAUACAGAAAUUCAAUAGGAAAUCAAUCUUCACAAAUCUCUCUCAGACCUUUCAUGUUACAUUAGUUUUCAGAGUAAGGUUUUCAACAUUCUCAGUAACAAGUUACACAGUAGCUGUUGGGGAAACAUGGAGUAGUUAGCGGCAUAGUUUUGAAACCUACAUGCUUUUUGAAUUAAGUGCAUGGUACCACCUCUUUUUCUUUUGUAUCCUCUUCCAACCGUCAAUAAACAUUUUUAUUUAGCAGAGUUAUAGAGUAUACUAUAUUGUGGUGUUUUUAAAAUGAAAAACGAAACAAAGAAGCAUUAAUAAGAUCUUGUCUAAUAUAAUGGAUAUCUAUAAAAACAUAAUUUGGUGGUGUUUCUUAAUAGCUAAUGUUUUUUAGAAAUGUUUAUUGGGCAUGUUUCAAUAUUUUUCUCCUUUAGAUUAAAUGCUAUAGUACGUUGCUUCUUCUCUGAAAUAGCUGUUUCCAAAUUUUCUAAGAUUAACACAAGUGUUGAUUAUCAAUUAUCUUUUUUACUAGCAUGUUCAACUAAACGUUUAGCAUGACAGUUACUUUGUGAAAAAUAAUUUUAUACUAAAAUUUCAGUGGGUGCUUAAAUGUGAUAUUUAAAGCACUACAUUGCUUUUGGAAAAUGUUAUUUUCUGAAAUGGUUCAUAGUACUUAACUAGUUUGAGCACUCUAAUAAUCUAAAUAAUAAAUCAAUUUUUUUCCAUAGCCUAACCGACUGAAAGAACUGGGAUUAACACCACGAAUAUCUGAGGAGAGAAUACCGCCAGAAAGACCAAGACCAGCAUUUCAAACUCCUACACCUGGACCUACCUCCAUAUCUGCACCUCCUAUCUCACCUGUGAAUGAAGAGUUCCACAGAGGGUUGUCCACUACUCUUGGAGAAAUGUUGGCUCCCAGGUGACCUUCUGUAGUGUUUUCUUUGCCGCUGUCUGAUGUUUGGGUACAUGUGAGGUAUCUAAGUCUGUGGCAAGGGUGGCUAACCCUCGAGCCAGGAACAUGAUCUGCAUCACCCCCAAAGUGGUCUCUCCCCCCUCCCCAAUCAAUUUUGGUGGCAGCUGCAAAAAUGGAAAAACAUUAAGUAGACAAAGUGCUGGGCAGCAGCCCAGUGUUCUGAUGGGAAUGCAAAUCACCUCCUGCCAAGUCAUCAGAUCAAUCAAGCAUCAGGUUUCUGAAAAGAGCAAAAAGUGCAUUAAAUUAAGCAAUUGUAUUUUAUGUCACUACCAUUCCACAGGCAUGGAAUAGAGGUGGUUGGUUUUUAUCAGAGGCACCAUCCAGUAGAAGCUCACAGUGUCAUUUUCCAUGCACUACUUCAUAUUGCAUUAGGCAUGCUAUGGGGGGGGGGAUCAUUUUUCAAGCAGCUAUAUAUUUGGCUACAACUGGAACCACUGAGUGAAAGAUAUUUUAAAUCUUCUGAAACAACGGUGUAACAGCUAUAAAUGCAUAGCGCUAUAUAGGUAUCAUAUACAAAGACACUGUGGGGUGGGUAUUGGGUCCUAAAGGUAAAAGGACCCCUGACCAUUAGGUCCAGUCGUGACAGACUCUGGGGUUGCGGUGCUCAUCUUGCUUUAUUGGCCGAGGGAGCCAGCGUACAGCUUCCGGGUCAUGUGGCCAGCAUGACUAAGCCGCUUCUGGCGAACCAGAGCAGCACACGGAAACGCCGUUUACCUUCCCGCCGGAGUGGUACCUAUUUAUCUACUUGCACUUUGAUGUGCUUUCAAACUGCUAGGUUGGCACGAGCAGGGACCGAGCAACGGGAGCUCACCCCGUAGUGGGAAUUCGAACUGCCGACCUUCUGAUCGGCAAGUCCUAGGCUCUGUGGUUUAAAUAUAAUUUUUAUUAACAAGCCAAUCAAAUCACAUUAAUUCCAAAUCACAUUAAUUCCAAAUUAUACAGCCAGAUUUUUAAAUUUUUGUUGGGGGUACCCAUACAUCAAGCUCCGAAAGGGGUCCAAACAUCACUCAUGUUGCUGCUUUAAUUAAACAGUUCUAUCCAGUUCUGUCCAGAUAGUCUCUUUGUUACUUUCCUCAUCUUCUUGUUGUUAUCAUAUAUUCCUUUCUUUGCAAUCUCUGAUAAUCUUCACAAGUGGGUUGAAAACAAACAUCCUCUGUGUGGGUUUUACACUCUCCAAAAAUCAUAUCGCAUAAAGAACAGACGCCAUUUCCACACCUCCGUAAAGAACAUUCCCUCCGUCUGUCCGUUGAUUUCCCCAGGCUUGCCAAACAUAUCUCGGGGUCCUGCCAGGUCAAGAUCACAUUCCGAUAAUCAUACAUUCACAUUCUGAUGACCCUGGUCCUCCUCCCCCGCGUCUUUCUAUAGGCAAGCCUGUCUUAGCGAAACACCAUAGGCUCUGUGGUUUAACCCACAGCGCCACCCGCGUCCUAGAAGCACAUAAAUCAGACAUAAGUACGUUUUGCCUUGUGAUAAGCCUAGGUAUUCUGAAGCAGUGCACUUUACCAACCAUCAAAAGGGGGCAGUGAUUAGAACAAAGCGUUAACUGAUUCCUGCAUUGGAGGGGGCCGGACUGCAUUCCCCUUGGGACACUUCCAACUUAAGAUUCUAUGAUCAAGUGACAGAAUUCCUGCAUGGAAAAAAUGGCCAUAUAUUUUUGUUCACACUUUUUCUUCUCUCGUGGUGAGGCAUGCUUCAAAAAGCCACCUUUAAAAUACGCUGUCAUUUUUCUUUGGAUUUAGGAUUGCACCGUUACCGCCUCCUCCACCUCCACCACCAAUUCUGAUUGAUAACUACAGAACUCCAUAUGACGACGCAUACUACUACUAUGGUGCCAGGAACCCUUUGGACCCCAGCCUUGCAUAUUGUAAGUUGGUUAACCAAGUGGUGUAGAACUAUAGUAAUGCACUCUCUGGAGGUUAUUGCCUCAGAGGGCACUCACCAGCUCAGUUUCCUAUUAGUAAGAAUGAUAGCCAGUCAUAUUAAUCCAUUAAAUUCAGUUUUUAAAAUAAUAAUAAUCAUGUUUAUGUUUUAGCUGUUUACACUAUCUUCAUAUUUUAUGAUAUGGUGCUAUAGAAAUAUUUCUAUAAAUAAAUGCAUCUUUACAUUACUGGCUGGCACAGUUUCUUGACAUGCCAGCAUUUUAUGUUCUUCAGAUAAUAAAAUAACAUAUUAAAAUAACUGUCCAGACUGUAAAACACUAGAUUUAAGUUUUGGAUGUCUUGAUUGUUUUAGAUGGCCCAGGUAUAACAGGGAUGCAGCCUUCAUCUGCACCUCCACCUGUAGAUACUGUUCACAGACCUCCUCCUAUGACUGCGUAAGUACUGAUAAGAUUAGUUUAGCAUUGUUUGGCUUUUUAUUUGGGAAUGUGAGUUUUUAAAAAUAUGUUUUUAUUGAAAGAUUUUCCAUAAGUAACAAAAGUACAUUCAAUGUCUGUAGCAUCCUUCAUACAAAUCAAGUACAAUCAGCUUGAAACAUUUUUUGUUGAAGACAAUGUGGGGUUGGAGGUGGGGAGGAAAGAAAGUAGAGAGAGAGACAUUUAGGAGAGGGGGAAGGUGAAGGAGACAUUAAACUUGCAUUUUUGCAUAUAUAAGUGGCGCUUUUUUGUCAGUGUCACUUGGACAGGUGUCUUAUUUUUGUUGGCAGAGCAAGAGGUCAAAGGGCCCAAGGUAAGGUUGGUGGCAGUUGAUUGGUAGCAGUGUGUUUUGUUUGUGGGUAGUGGGUGUUGUUAGCCAUAUUGAUUUUUAUGUUGUCAGGAAAGGUCGGUCAUUGUCUUCUUGGCUUGUAUAUGCAAUAAAGGGGGGCCACACAAGGGUACAAGCAUUCUCUUUGGUUUGUCCCCAUGAUAGUUUCAGUUUGCUGGUAAGUUUUUUUAAUAGGGCGGUUUCCCAUACAGUUUGAUACCAGUUGUCCCUGGACACUCCCGAUAGGCCCCUCCAGUGUCUGGUUAGAGGCACUGCUAGCUGCUGAGAGUAAGUGGCUUAUAAGUUCUUUGCCAUGUUAAUGUGCAUUAUUGUCUUGGAAGGUAUUUUGUAGGGCCUAUUCUGGAGUUGCUCCUCUUAGCUGUUUUGCUAUUUGAUUUUGAAAUGGAAUUGUGGAAAAUAUGCCAGCUUUCUGAAUGUAACUGCAAAACUGAAACCGCUUUUUGGAUCAUAAAUUAACAGUGUAGUGAAAACUAAUAAAGUAGCACCUGAGAAAGACAGAUUUCAAUUAGUAACAUGCUUAGGUUUUCUUUAAAAACACAUUGCAUUUUUACUCUUUUGAAUGCAGAAGUAAAAUCGGAGCAAGAAUUGCAAAUGACAGGCCAAAAGGUCUGGGUAUGUUUCCUGAAGAAAAACCAAAGACCUCAAAAGAGGCUACUUUAGCUUAUCAGCAAGAAUUACAACAACAGGUGAGAAGCUUAAAUUUGUUUGGAAGUUUGUUUGUAAGUGCUUAGACUUACAUUGAAUUCAAUAUUAAUUUUUAUCGUGUUAAUGAGACAUGUCACACCAAAUUCUGAUACUUUUUUGCAGAUAAGGGAAAGAGAAGAACGUCGCAGACAAGAGAAGGAAGAAAAGGAACGGUAUGAGGCCAAAUUAGAAGCUGAAAUGAGAACGUACAAUCCUUGGGGCAAAGGAGGUGGUGGUGCUCCUCUCAGAGAUAAAAAAGGAAACCUCAUAAGUAUGUUUGAAAUCAGGGGAUAUUCUUUUUACUUUAUCUAUAUUUAUGUCUAUAUUUAUUUAUAUUUGUUGAGAAACAAAUGACAUUUGAUAGGAGAGUAAAAUGGAUGUACUACAGCGAAUUUACAGCAUGGAAGAAAUCAGCUCUGUUUAUUUAGACAGUCAAACAGUAGUUUUGCUUCUUUUAGUGGGAGCUGCACUUACAAGGAUGAUAUUUUUGGCAAAAUGUAGCAAGAGGUGGCAUUAGGAAUAAAAGGAAGACGUAUAACGGAGGAGAAGAUACUGUAAUACACUGAAGACAGGCUUAUGAGUACAGAGUCUUCCUCCCACACAAAGCUUUUUAGAGUCAUUCUUAAACAUGUUUACCAGUCUCAUAAUUGAGUCUGCUUCUUGUUUUAUAUUGAUAAAGGAUAAACAUCUAAUUAUGGCUAGAUUUUUAAAAUCUUCUUUAAAAUACUGUGGCUCUCCUUCUAGUGGUUUGGAAUUUUUAUUGUGUUUAUUAAAUACAUUUUAAUCAGAAUGGUAGUUGAUAUUUGCCAGCUUUAGCAUAAAUAAUUUGCAAGUGAAGAGGUGAUAAAUCUGGAGACAACUCUGUUAGGCAAACGGCAGAAAACCUCAAUGCAUCAAUACAUUAGAGUACUGAGACCUCCCACUUAUGGCUUAAAUGUAGUGCUAACAUCUUUUUUUUAGUAUAAUAAUAAUAAUAAUAAUAAUAAUAAUAAUAAUAAUAAUUUUAAAAAAAGGAUCAUGACAGAUUAUUUUGGAUUUUUAGUGAGCUUUUACAUAAAGCACACACUACACAGCACAUGCAGCUCUUAUCUUGGAUUGUGGCCUUUGUAUUUCCUCUUAACUGUAGCUCUGGAAAAACAUUUCUUGGCUUGGAACUGUGUCAUAAACAUACCUCAUGUUGGAAUAAAAUAUUAUACAUGGCUGUUUCCCCCUUUUCUUCAGCUGACUUGAAUAUGAUGCACAAGCAAAAUGAAGAUGCAUAUCAUAAUCCAGAGGCACGAGUAUAUGAAGAUAAAAGGGCUAUAGUAUCUGUUGACCUAAGUUUGGCCUCCCCAAGACUUGAGAAUACAGAUGAAUCUUCAAAUAAAAUAGCAGGUUUAAAUAAUACCAUAUUUUCAGUUGCGAAUGUGUGUUGUGUCCCCGAUGAAUGACUGUACAUUCUUCCUAUGCUGUACUUUCCACUGAAGACAAUCCUGUAUGUUUCCUUGAAUCCUCUUGAACGUGGUUUAGUUAGCAGUACUAGAAACUGUUUGUAUGGUUGCACUGAUAAAUAUUUUUGUAUUCCUGUUCUCCAUUGUGAAAGCGCUCUGUGCAUGUCCAAGGGGUUCCUUGCGCAUUUACACGGUGUCCGCCAUCAAAUGAAGAAAGAGAACAGGAAGCUCCUCAGUGUGCAUUGUAAUCACUGGGUCUUUCGUAAAUUAUUUCCUAUUAGUGUUGUCCCCUUCUUUCCUUCUCCUUUUGCAUCUGAAUACCAGUGUUCAAGUUCCAAAAUUCUGCCAGGAAGAAAAGAAGCAGCAGUCUUCACAAAAAACGUUUCAUUCUUGACUUGGUUUUUAGUUAGUGACAAAAGGAGCUCUUUUAAAGAGGUAAAAAAAUGCUCAAGAAAAUAUUAUUUGGGAAUAAGAUAGUUAGAGCUUGAUUAUGUCCACCUAUAUAUUGAGUACUUGCAACCCAGUCAUAAUAUACGGUACAUUGUAGCUGUGAUCCAGAAAGCUAGUGCUAAGUAGUCUGGUGUGCAGAUAUCUCCAAUGCAGUGCAUGCAGUUGGAUCGCCCAUGGGUAUUUUAUAUUUUUACUUACUAGUUGGUCAUAAUGAAAACUAUUUUAAAACAUGGGAUUAUACAUCAGUGUUCACAAGCAUGGAGCAUGGCAAGGUAUAUAGUAUGUUUAAAUGCAUUUUUUGGGUUAGAGAGAAGAAACAUAACCCACAGUGGAAGUGCUUGGAGGCGGACGCCAGGAUUUUCAGUUUUGUAAUAGAAUUACUUUCUAAAUUUACAAAUGUAUUUUUAAAGUAGAAUUAAGGGGGAAUUCAGAAAUCAAAUACUAAGAUUACUCUUGCAUGUGGGGUUAUCAGAUGCAUUUUCCCCAUGCAAAUAGUUAUUUUUAAAAAUAUUAAUAAACUGAAAUAUACGGCAAACCUUUUUUUUUAUAGCUUAAAACACCAUGGACAUAGUGCACAAAUUCAGAGAAUUCCCACAAGCUCAAAGGAGCCAGUUUCCACCAUCUCAUUGCCUACACCUGUAUAGAGAUUUGUGUAUAGAGAUUUGUGCACAGACUGAGCAGAAGGCUCAGAAGGGGAAUGGAAGAUCUGCACAUAUGUCACAUGUCCCCAUGCCCUUUGCUUCAUGCACAGAGCCUGGUGCAAGUCAUUUAAGCUUUGACAGAGAGUGCUUUAAGUAUUCAUUGACCUCCUGUUCCCCCAGUGGCCUGUUCCAUAGCCUGCAUGUCCACAUGCAUAGGCAAGGAGAAUAGGGGAAAGAACUUCUUUCAAGGAUCUGGAAACUGCUGUACAGUGGUACCUCGGGUUACAAACGCUUCAGGUUACAAACUCUGCUAACCCGGAAUUAUCUGCUCUGGGUUGCAAACUUUGUCCCAGGAUGAGAACGGAAAUUGUGCACCAGAGGCAAACGUGCAGCGGGAGGCCCUAUUAGAGAAAGCGCGCCUCAGAUUAAGAACGGUUUCACGUUAAGAGUGGACCUCCGGAACAAAUUAAGUUCGUAACCAGAGGUACCACUGUACAUGAUUUUAAUUUGCUCCCGGUGGACCAGAUGCUGUUUCCUUUUUCUUUCAUUUUUAAGCUCAAAUAAUUCAGGCGUUUUAGGUUUUGCUGUUCUCACGCUACAGUACUUGCUGACUGGUUUUGUUGGGAGUUUCACAUGUUGCGAAGGCAAGUUUCAUUGGGUUAAUGUCGCCAGCGUUAUAGUAUUCUUUAAAGCAAGAUAUCAAACACGAGUUUGAAAUCUUCUGCGAGAUAACAGGUUUAACAAUGCAAACUAUUUCUUUUUAAAAAAUAGGUUUCACAUAUACACAAACAUCCCCAUUUGCUCGUGGUAACAUUUUUGGUGAAACACCAACACCAGAGCAGCUUAGGCGGCAAGAAUCGUACAAGAACUUUCUUCGUUUCCAGGUGAGUGUGUAUAUCAAUAUCAAUAUUAAGUGAAAUAAAAUAUUUUUCUAAUUUAGCAAACCUGUAUUAAUGAAAAUAAAUUUUACAGAUUUUGAAAAGCAGUGCUGCUCGUAGCUUUAAAUAUAUAUAUAUAUAUAUAUAUAUAUAUAUAUAUAUAUAUAGGUAAAGGUACCCCUGCCCGUACGGGCCAGUCGUGUCCGACUCUAGGGUUGUGCGCCCAUCUCACUUAAGAGGCCGGGGGCCAGUGUUGUCCGGAGAAACUUCCGGGUCACGUGGCCAGCGUGACGAAGCUGCUCUGGUGAGCCGGCACCAGCGCAGCACACGGAAAUGCCGUUUACCUUCCCGCUAUAAAGCGGUACCUAUUUAUCUACUUGCACUUAAGAGUGCUUUCGAACUGCUAGGUGGGCAGGAACUGGGACCGAACGACGGGAGCUCACCCCGCCGCGGGGAUUCGAACCGCCGACCUUCUGAUCGGCAAGCCCUAGGCGCUGAGGUUUUACCCACAGCGCCACCCGCGUCCCAAGGAGAUAUAUAUAUAUAUAUAUAUAUAUAUAUAUAUAUAUAUAUAUAUAUAUAUUUCUGUAUGUUUAUAAUAAAUCCAUUCUCCAAGUGCUGAUUCUCUUAUAUAGCCAAACGAGCAUCGUUUGCACAUACAAAGCCAGUAUUGUCAGGCUUGGGGAAAACCCCAAAUCUGCAAAACAAACCCAAUUUUUCAAAGGAAAUUUGAUUGUGGAGGCAGGGGUGGCGCAGGGGCUGAGCAUGAGCAUGCUUCAUGCCCACCAAACUGAAUGCCAGGAGGGGUAGAGAGGAAGUCCCCUUGCCCCUGGUAUGUGUGGAAACGGAAUAACACAGAAAAGGGCUUGGCUGGCAGGAACCUUGCAUGGGAGAACUUCAUACUGCAAAAUUUAGUGUUGCAGUAGGAAGCAACACAAGCAAAACAAGACUCAACUGAGUCUUUUUUUCACUAGAACAGUCUAACCUUUAUAACCAAGGAAAACAGCUUGGAGUGGAUGUUUUUACAGAAGGCUAAGCCUAAACCUUUUAAAACUAAGCUGACUCUAACUAGCUAGAUCUGUGUUGUGUGGAACUGUGUGUAUAUAUAUAGUGAAAUUUCCUUUUUAUUCCCUCUCCAAAACUAGAAAUUUUAGUCUAGUUUACUAUGUCCCCUCAAGCUUCUCUUCUAGGAUAGUGCUGAACACCAGGUUUCUACAGAUUUCCUACCCCUAGAAUUUAGCUCCUGAGAUAAGUUCUUACAGGAUUUGGAUCCUAGCACAUAGUCAUCUUACUGUGCCCUUAUUAGUCGGAUAAGUUUUAAAUAAGUGGCUGUUACUUUCCCUCUCCUUGCAUGUCUUCUUAACUUGCCUUGAUGCUUUGUCGACUGGGGCCAAGACACUUUUUCAGCUGGGGCUCCCUGAGGCUUGAGAAGGUGGGGUUGGCAUCCUGUAUAGAAAGGGGGAGGUGCAUAAGUCUGUCUGGUAGAUGGUAUCAAGGCAAUCUCUGGUUAUUAAAUAAGACUCAAAGCAAAAUAUUGUAAUGGAUCGAAGGCUUUCCUUUAUCUGUGCAUGGGUAGAGAUAGGUACACUUCCACUUACAGCCAUGAUGCAGAUCUUAAAAUAGAUUUUAUAAUCUCUGUAAAAGCUUGAAUAUUCUUAGCUGCUCUUUCUGGCCGAUAAAUAUUUGGUCUUUUCCUUCGUAGAUUGAGGAGAAAAGAAAACGAGAAGAGGAAGAGCGUGAAAAACGAAGACUUGAAGAAGAAAGGGAAGAAAAAAGGCUAGCUGAGCAGAGGGCUAAAAUACAGAGAGAAUAUGACGAGGAAAUAGAGAGGAAACGAAGGAGAGAAGAAGAGGUGUGGUAUCUGACUUCUUUAGAUGUGAUAGGUUUCCUCCCUUAAAGAGAAUCAGGUGCCCCUGGAAUAGAGUAAAUUCUUGUGAAAUCUCAUUUUUUUUAAAAAAAGACUCAGUGUAAUAAUCAUAAUACUAAAAGAUGUCAAGGAGGGAAUUGCUGAAAGUAAUCUUCCUUCAUUGUACACCAGAUACUCACUACUUCCUUCAGGACUUACUAGUUAACUAGUGACUGAGAGGAUUAUGUUUAUUUGUUCAUUAUUAUUCACCCCACAAAUUAUACCUCAAUCCCACAAAGGGAUUAAAGCAAGGCUUACUGAUUUCAGUGAGGCACAUUUCUAAGAAGGACAUUCUGAGUGUUAGGCUCUUUUCAAUUGUGCAUGUUCUCUGUCUGUGUACGGCACCUAUAUACAUUCACUGCAGUGUUAGGGCAACUUUUGCAGAUGCACCUCCAGUGCAGUCAUGUGAUUGCUCCUGAUUUUUAAGUGAAAAAGAACUUUAUAGCCUCUGUAUUUUUCAAAUUGCAGUCAAAGUUUGCUAAACAUACUAGGGUUUGUUUUUUUGUUUUUGUUUUGCUUUUUGCAACGUCACAUUUUUUUAUCUUCGUAGCAAAGAUUAAAAAAUGAAGAACUGUAUCGAUUAGCUGAAGAAAGAAGAAAAGAGGGGGAGAGAAAAAGGGCGGAAGAGGAAGAAAGGCUGGAUAAACAGCUCCAGCAGAAUAGUGAAAAUGAAAGACAGGUAAUGGUUGGAGAAGAAAAGGUGAUCAUAUUUCAUAAAUUCUUUCCUUGUUGGCUUGGAUUUGAGGAGGGUAUUUUUUUUCUCCUCCUUCCCCAGGUCUACAGUUCUCAUAAAAAUGGGUUCUAGGUGUGUGUGUGGAACCUCCAGAAUGGCUUUCUGAGGGGUGGAGGAGCUAUAGACUGAGGGGGAGAGGAAGAGUGAACUUCUGUAUGAGCAAAAGUGCCUCCUAGUUGGGGAAUCACAACAGCUUAAUCAGUCCAUAAUACUAUACACUCAACACGAUACACCAAGAAUAUAAGAUCAUCACAGGCACAGCUUAACAUCCGGAGUACAGGUCUUCUGAUCUAUUGUACUACUUUUGCUGUGGGACAGUGAGGAGGUACUCGUCUGCGACUACUAUUUGCAUAUGACCCCUGCCUCUACAUAUGGCCAUGUGAAGAACCCUUUCUUGCAACCGUUCCCACUUACAGGACUUAGCGCUUUCAGUAGAUAACUAACUGUAGAAUGAUUUGCUUGUUUCAACUGUGCUAUGACACUAUUACUAUAUACAUUAUUGGCUGAGUUGUGCCACUAGUUGACUGUAUGUCUAUAAGUAUCUCCAGGCUUUGAUUUGCACGUUGCACUUUAAUUUGCUGAAGUAAGUAAAAUACAACGAUUGUUGUAUUACAAUCAUUAUAACACCCGAUACUUUUUUUGUAUAUAUUAUCUUCAAGUAGCAUGACAGGGCAUGGUACUUGGCUUUUACUGAUAAACUUACGUAGCGACAUAGGAUGAUGCAUGGUGGGGAUGGAAAGAUAUUUUGAUACUGAUUGGUUUAUAUUUUUUCCCUUUAUCAAUUCAUACUGGGAGAAACCUAGUCUUCAUGUAAGUCCUACAUCUUUUUAGUUUGGUUAUUAACUUGAACAUACUGCUAUUUUCUGCCUCCCGCAUGCUAUGACUGUACAUUGAUGACUAAUACCCAUUACUGUUUAGUUUGUUUUGUGUUGUAUUGAGGCAUCUCUUCAACUACCACUGUUACAGUAUUUUCAUUUAUGCAGAAAACCUCUUCUUGCAUAUUACUAGCAUUUCAUCUUUUAAAAUUUUCAUGACUUUUGAAAACUGUCGUAAGAACCGUAAAUAUUCCAUAUGUAUAUGAUGAAGUACACUCCUUUUAUAGCUUGAAUUCAAAAGAAUUAGACACCAAAGGCUCAUGAGUUCAAAGCAACAAUUUGAACUUUGAGUUCUUCUAAUGCUUCUGUUAUUUGGUGGUGGAACUGUGAGGAGUGGGGGGGGGGGGUAGGGUCAUGAGCACCCUCAACAGACACAGCUUUCCAGAGGGUUCUACAGUCCACCUGACUAAGGUAUUGAGCAUCCAUAUCUGGCUAGGCCUGUUUCUUAAAAUGACAGUUAAGGACAUGCAAAUUUCAUUUCACUAGCUCCUUUCAUCUAAUCCACACCAAGCUUAAUGAGAUAAAUUUCUAGGCUGUCAUAACCUAGAUUAUUUUUAUCCAAGAUAUAUCAUAUCAAGAUUAAUAUUUUAAUUUGCUGAAUUUCAGCUUUUCAGAUUAGCUCUUUAAUGGUAACAUUCAGAAAUAUUGUACAAGCAUUCAGUUAGUUUUGCAUGGGAAUGGAUGGGACUGGAUGUGUAGGACCUGCCCCUGGUCAGAACACAUGACAUGCUUAGAGUCCUCUGUGUUCAGUACAAUGGGAAGAUGGGGUUUACAGACUGCGUGGUUGGAGUUUAUAUGUGAGGACCUGGAUAUGCUCUGACCAACAUAUGGAAGGUGCGUGGGUGCAGUGGGUGGGGCCUCCCAUAGCAAUUAUGACCCCUUUUCUUCCCAGGGUACAAAACUGAACUCUAAAAGGGCCUGUAUUUAUUACAUAAUGUGAAAUAGCUUCAUCCUAUAAAGAGAAAGAUAAGAUAAAUCUAUAUAUGCUAAGCAGAUAUUACACGUGCAGAGAAAAACCUGUGUAUAUCUUUUGCAAUACCGUCAGUAUCCGAUUUCCUUUCUGUUCCUCGCAGUUGCCCCCCACUCACACUGUAAGAUUUAAACACGGUCCAACAAGGGACAAGCUCUUUGAUUAUGCUGCCUACUUCUUUGCUGAACCUCUUUCCUCCAGUGGUACAUCACUGUACAUAUCCCAUAGACUUUGUGUAUUCAUUAUUAAUAAAAAAAACUUCUGCAUUGUUGGAAUGUUCAUAAACCUUCCCAAAAAUAUCUGUGCAGCUGAGUCAAUUGAGGUUCCUAAUCAGCUGAAGUUAGAGUCCUUAUUGUUAACAGCAACAGAGAAUUUAAACAUCAGAGUUAAAAUGACUUUUAACUUUAUCUGUCUGUCUGUCUGUCUAUCUAUCUAUAUGAUUUUAGGGUAAAUGGGCAAGCUUGCUUUCCCCUGCAUUUCCUGUGCAUUUCGUUCUUUAAUUUCCCAGUACCCCUCUCUUUGUAGCCAUAGAUUCCUAAAAGAUUAGCCAAGUGGGCUUUGCUUUUGGAAAAAGAUGCUGACAAAGCUUAUUAUGUCAGAUGAAAGCCUUUCUUCGGUAUAUGAAUACUUUUGAGUUGCUAUUUAAGCAGGAAAUUUUAAUCGUCUCACUCCUCUCCAUUUUUUUCAGAUUUCUAGACAACCUUCUCCUCUCAUUCCAUCUCCUCAGAACAAAGCUGUCGUAAAAGAAGAAAGGGCUCUUUUAGUGGAGAGCCGUAUGUCUUACUAUACACAUGUAUGUUUGCCUUUUAUUCAAAUAUAAUCCGUGAAUGUAUUUCUGGCACUUUGCAUCAUGACAAACCCCAGGGGAUGUUUUGAUGGAGGAAAAAUACCACCAUUAUCAGUUGACAUCUAAUAUCUUGGCAACCUUCUGAUGAUUUUGUCAUUUCGUGCUUUCCUUUCUCUUUGAAUAGUCUACUCCCCAGCCACCAGGGCUGCUUUGGGUGCCAGAGGCCAGGGAAAAGAUGCCGUUGGUUGAUGCGGCUGUCCCUUGGCGUGGGCAGGACCCAUUCCAAGAAGCCAAUAGGGGCUCUGCAUUGGUUCCUGGGGGCGGGACUCAGAGUGCAACCUUGGAGGAAAGACUUUCCCCCCUGGAUCUGUUGUCUGAGCUACAAAUAAGAGCCCAGGCUGCAUCUCCAGCCAUUGCCAUCUUCCCCACCCUCCCUCCCUCUCUUGGUGUACGUUCUCUUUCUCCGGACAUUUGUUGGCCCCUGGUUGACAGGGCUGGAGAGAAAUGUUAUUCGUAGUUAUAACUGGCCUACCCCUGCAAGGUUUUUGCCUUUUGUGAGGGAAGGCAUUGGGCAGGAUACAUAGCUUACGUGGGACUCUCAUAAGGGGGUGGGGGCACUUCCAGCUUUGGGCAGCUGGGGCCAGUUGCCUCAUACCCAGGUUGCAGGCUGGACCCACAGGAGCAGAGCACGGUGGCCUUGAGAACUUGACUCCAGCAAAUAGACUAGGUGAUAAAUCGGCCAGUAGAUGGAGGGGUGCCUGGUAAAUGGAUCCAUGCCCUGUGCCAUACCAGCCCAUGAUAUGCACUGUAACAACAACAACAACAACAACAACAACAACAACAACAACAACAACAACAAAAUUGCAGCCUUGCUUAACCCAUAAUGCUUUUUCCAUAUUCAGUCAUUGCUCUCCUGCAUCACACCUGGGUGCGCACGGUGCACAGAGACUGCUUUUGAAACUCCUUUUGGUCUCAAAAGCAGUUUGCCAUUUGGUAUGUCAAUGUCUAUUAUGAGAAAACUGAACCUCUUCCUUGAGCUUGUGAAUGUUUGUUUCUUAGACUGAAUGAAAAUGAGCCAUACGAAGUUACUGUUUUUAUUUUAUUGAUGCAGUCAUUUUUAGUACAGUUUAUAUGUUAAUGUUUUACUAGGAUGUUCCCAGAAUCCCAUCUCCUCCAGUUCCAGCUAGAAGAAACCAGCUACGUGCCUAUGGUAAGAAAUCUGUAUGCCAUGAAUGAAUACGUCACUUCUUUGGCUGUGAUUUUUGGCCAAGAAAAAUGCUUCCUUGGGUAUUCUGCAUCAUUUUUGUUUUGUUACUAUACUGAAUUACAGAAGAAAAGAAGAAUGUAAUAAGUGAGCUAUCAGAGAUGAGGAAGCAGCUUCGCAGUGAGGAGCGGCGACUCCAGGAAGAGUUGUUGAAAGUCCACAGUGAUGACGAUGACAUGCCAGCAAAAGGGUGAGUGUUUUUCAGUCUAGACUUUGGCGUUUUGUAAAGUGUGCAAUUUCUCUUGGGCAGCUAAUACGUAAUUGAGCAAAUAUUAAAGAUGCUCCCCUGGAAUUAAAAAUUGCCAGUGGAAGGAGUGACAAGGGGCUUUGGCUGUCCUGCCCUUUGUUGCUUUACACACCUCUAUAAGUUAUACCCAGGAGGUCUGAUCCUGGCACCUUCUGCAGCUGUUGAAGUGCAAGGAGAAAAUUGCAGAAUAAUCCUUUAGUGGAAUCUCCCUAUAGCCUCUUUCCUGGUGCAAGAGUUAGGAUGAAGCUCAUGUUAGAAGCAGUGGGCUCUGGGACUGACUCCCAAGACAUUCUCAUCCACACUAAAGCCACAGGACCGUGAUGUAGCAUUUAGUAAGUGUUGGGUCAUAAUGGCAUAAUGGGCAGAAACUUUACAGGCAAACUGUCUCUGUCCAAAGUACUACUAUAGAUCACAUUGCCUGUCCCUGCCCUGUGGUUUUAUCUGACUCUGUAACUAGUAUGCUUACUCAACUGGGCUUCUCCAUUUCUUUCCUGGUUGGCUUCUAAACUCCAGUCUGAAUCAGAUGUCUCAUCAAUUCUCCAAUUUUUAUUUCCAUUUUGUUUAUAAAUGAACCUACAUCAUUCUGAGGUUAGUUUUCUAAGCAUGGUUUUGGUUAUUUUUAGCAGGAGGAAAGAUAAAUACAACAUGGAUGUAUUUGAGAUGGCUAGGCUUCGUAUGCAAGCUCCAGUCAGACGACCGUCAUCAAAAGAUGUCGCUGAUCCUAUCAACGUGCAGAAUAUCCGGGAGUUUAAUGAACUUAAAUACAAAGGUUAGCCUGUUGUCUUUCUUACGACGGGACACUUCCUCAGUUUUAAAGGGAGGGAUUCUAAUGAAAGGAAACUGCUUAAUUUGCUUGUGGCACACAAGUGGGACCUGCAACAUAUUUUCUGUUCAGGAUUCUAGUUAAUCACAGCACGCUUCAAGGAUACUAUUCCUCCUCCCUUGGUUUCCUGCCCCAUUCCACACCCCUCCCACCAACUGUCAGUCAAUAUUCCAUGCCCACUGAGCAUGCUCAAGCAAUUAGACUUUUGCUGAUUCAGUGUACAUCUAAAUCAUGAGUUCAACUAGAAUACGUCCGGCAUUUGAAUAUCUUUUAAGAACAUGUUGAAUUAUGAUUUAGCCUUACCCAACAGACAGCAAAAAAACCAAAACCACAAUCAGUAUAUGCAAAUCCUCUCCCACAAAUAAUCAUUGUGUAAAAAGGAUCGUGUGUGUAUUAUCCGUCACACUCUUUUUCCAGGUUAAAUAAGAAAACACUUUCUCAUCAUUUCAAAGAAACUAGAGCACGUUCUGAUCACUAUAUUUAUAUAUAUUAUUGAUAAUAUUUUAUGAGAAAGGAUAUCAUGAGACUUAUAAAUGUCAUUCUCAGAUUGGUGUGGGAAACAUUCACUUAAAGGGUCAUAUUGCCUAAUUUCACUUAAAGGGUCAUAUUGCCUAAUUUCCCCACUUACACGUGACUUGGAAGAUUUGGUUAUUCUCUUUCUCCUCUGACUCUUCCUUCAAUUUAACCACAAAGCAGAUGUCCUCUUCCUCUCCUCUGAGCUCUGGUGAACUGUUCUGUUUCUAUCCUCCUCCUCAGCCACCUUGGUUCAUUCUUUGGGAUCACUUAGUUUUUCUCUCCCAAAAAGUUCAGUCUUGUCCCCCCCACCCCCCCGCUGUUUGCCUUUCUUGAUCUGCCGGACUUCUCUUUGCCAGUUUGCUGUGCCAUGGCUAUCAGUGGCAAACCUUAAAGCAUAGCAAUUCAAUACGUAAGAAUCCUGCAAAAAAGGAUCGCUGUCACCAAAACCUCCCCCCCCCCAUUCCUCACCCUGCUGUGUGCUUAGAUAGGUUCCAGCAUUGAGCUCUUCCACCCACUACUCUCUGUCAUUGCUAGAAGGGGGUGGGGAACAUACCGCGAUGGCACAAACAGACCAUCCACUUUGUCUGGCUCUGGGCAAGUCCACUCAGUGGAGACCAAUCCUUUGGAAGUCCUUUCUACCUCUGGACAGAAAAAAGGCACACAGCUGUUUCUGAAACUGCAAGCAAUAUCCAAAUUGGCCACCAGAUGGCACCAGACAAUAACAUGUAUGAAGCAGAAAAAGAGAGGAAAUGAUUCUGAUAGUAAUAAUUCAUUUUUCUCCUUUUGGCAACACAGAGAAUUGACUUAUCCAAUCUCUUUCUCUCUUCCUACCCCUCCUUUUUACAAAGAAGAGCAUGCAAAGCCUUAAGGGACACCACCCCCAUCGUUCUGCCUGGACACUGAGGUCCAGUGCCAAGGGCCUUCUGGCAGUUCCCUCACUGCAAGAAGCAAAGUUACAGGAAAACAGGCAGAGGGCCUUCUCAGUACUGGCGCCCGCCCUGUGGAAUGCCCUCCCAUCAGCUUUUAAUGUUUAAUAGACUAUUGUAUUUUAGUAUUUUUUUGGAAGCUGCCCAGAUUGGCUGGGGAAAGCGAGCCAGAUGGGCGGGUGGGUGGGGUAUAAAUAAUAAAUUAUUAUUAUUAUUAUUAUUAUUAUUAUUAUUAACAACUGUCUGGCUUUUAGGGACGCGGGUGGCACUGUGGGUUAAACCACAGAGCCUAGGGCUUGCCAAUCAGAAGGUUGGCAGUUCAAAUUCCUGUGAUGGGGUGAGCUCCCGUUACUCAGUCCCUGCUCCUGCCAACCUAGCAGUUUGAAAGCACGAAGUGCAAGUAGAUAAAUAGGCACCGCUCCAGCGGGAAAGUAAACGGCAUUUCCGUGCGCUGCUCUGGUCCACCAGAAGCGGCUUAAUCAUGCUGGCCACAUGACCCGGAAGCUGUACGCCGGCUCCCUCGGCCAAUAAAGCGAGAUGAGCGCCGCAACCCCAGAGUCGGUCAUAACUGGACCUAAUGGUCAGGGGUCCCUUUACCUUUAUCUGACUUUUAGGAGACAUCUGUUUAGGGAAGCUUUUAAUAUUUGAUGAAUUAUUGUAUUUUAAUAUUUUGCUGGAACCCGCCCAGAGUGGCUGGGGAAACCCAGCCAAAUGGGCGGGGUAUGUAUGUAUGCAUGUAUAAAUAAAUAAGUAAGUAAGUAAGUAAAUAAAUAAAUAUAACAACAACAACAACAAAACAACAACUAUUAUUUAUUUAUUUAAUAUUCCCAAGGAACUAAAAUCUAAGGCAGUUCGAAAUGCAGCAGCGCUCUAGAUAUUCCCCCCCCUUUGCUUCUCACCAUCAUAAGAGAGUGCAUAAAGACUCCAAGCCUUCCAGUAUUCCAUCCCAGAGCAGAAGUAUGCAGGACCACUCCUGAUAUUUCAGAAGGUGUGUUGGACCCCAGCACCCUUUCAGUCAACAAGUACCUUUGCCUAUAAGAGAGGCAUUCGAAGGGCACUAAAGAAAUCUACAUCCAAAGGAUAGAGACAUAGACAUUUCAGUAGCCUCCAACAUCCAACAUCCCUAAGGGAACAAGGCUUCUAGUUGCACUGUAGCGUGGUGGAUCAAAACCUGUGUAGCUCUAGCCCAGAGGUUUUCAGCCUUUUUGAGUCCAUGGCUCCCUUGGCAGCCUCUCACCCUUUUUCAAACACCCUCCCUUGUGGAGUGUUCCCUCAGCCUCCUCUCCCCUCUCCUUGGGAGUCCUCUGGGUUGUCACUACUGCUCUCUGAGCUGCCCCCCAGCCCCAAAAGAGGUACCUCCUCACUGCCCCAUAGGGGCCUAGGAAACAUCCACUGACCAGCCCCAGAGGCACCGUUCGCCUGCGGAGCUUGUGGUCAGGGCUGCUGCAACGAACAGCUAUGCAAACCUUUGGGAGGCAGAGAUGCAAGAGUGCCUCAGAUAAGAGGGAGGGAAAGAAAGAGGGAAAGAGACCAGUGUUGCCUGCAACACCUCUGACCAUCAUUCAAGGGUCCCAGGGUGUCAUGGCACACUGGUUGAAAACCAGUGCUCUAGCCUAUUACCACCCCACUACGAAUAACCUGGUUGUUUCACUGAGCAAAAGCAGCCUUGUCCACAGAAGUCAGCAGUGUGGCUGCAUUGUUUUCAGCCUCCACAGUCACAAGAAAUUAUAAGUUGGACCUCAUGCUUCCUCAGAAGGUGGCUUCAAGUGACGUUUUUGUCAGAACAUCCUUCCUCUUGGAUUAAACAUCAACUUCCUUUCUGGUUGUCGGCCCAUCCUUAGAUUCAUAUAGCUUUUUCACAUCUGGAAAAGUGGGUGUUCCCUGAGAAAAGAACAUGGGUUCCACCAGAGAGGAGAGAACAUAAUCAAGGAUUCAAGUCUGGACUGGAGAACCUGUGGCCCUCCAGCUGUUGUUGGACUCCCCACACUCAGCAGCCCCAGCCAGGGUGACCAGUGGCCAGGGAUGAUGGCCACAGACUCCCCAUUGCUGUUCUAAGUAGAUCUCUCCCAAUACAACCCUGGAAGGCCCAUUCAUGGUAUGCGAAUUGUGUUCUUUUUUUAUGUAACAGAGUCAGACACACGGGUAGAAACACGAUAUAUGUAUCCUGAUCCUCCCACGACUAAUGAUGCCCUGGACAUUCAGCAGCAAGCAUUGCUAAGAGAGCAGAGCAAGAAACUUAAAAAACUGAGGAAAAAUGCAGAAGGUAAGCUAGGGUGGAUUUGAUCAAAACUGAGGGUGUCUUUUUAUGGAAUGUCUUCCUCAAAUGGAUGUGGUGACCUUUAGUAGGAGACUUACUCUGCAUUUGGUGCUAGAUUGAGUGUGUUUUCCUGCAUAAAAUACCAAGGUAAUGCCAAACCAAAUCAGGUCCCUACUAUGGCUGCUUUUUACAAGGGGGGACACACACCCAUAAAUGACUUGCCGAAUUUGAUCCAAAGGACUCACCCACUCAUUAGGCUUCCUCAGGCAGAUGCAGAGAGCAGUGAGGUGUUGGAGGACACAGCUGUGUGUGCCACACUCUCUGCCCUGUGUCAUCUAAGUGAGCCUACUGCCCUCUGUUAUGCUGCCCCGUUGCCAGUAAGAUUUCACCACAUCUGUAUGUGGAAUGGAGAGAGCACCGUCUUGCUUCAGACUGCAAAACGUCUUGAGCAAGCCUGAACGCCAUAAUGCACAGGUACUGCUGCUACAAAGUAUAAGUCCUCAAGCAAUCAACUUAAAGAAGUUAAACCAUGCAGUUCAGGAGGUCAGCUAAAUCUAGGCCGGUCCUGUUGUAUUGUCCUGAGUUUUGUAUGUGUAUCAUUACUACCUAACUCAUUGGUCUAUACUAAUACCUGGCAAUGUUUUUAUGCGAGCUGGGGCCUCAGCAAUGAAAAAUAAAGUUGGUUUUAUUGCAUUACUGUUGAGUGUGUGUGUGUGUGUGUGUGUGUGUGUGUAUACCCUUGAAUCUAUUUGUUGUUGUAAGUUGGUAAAUACAUAUUUAAUACAGUGAAGAAUCCAGUGUUUGUUCCUUCUGCAAUUUUCUGCCUCCCCCCCUUUUAUCUGAUUUUUGUAAUUAUGGUUAUUACCGUAGCCAUUUUUCUGCAAAACAGCUAUUGUUAUUGUUGGUGUGAUAGUAAAUGUAUGGCUUUAAUAAAGAUAACUGCUAUUGUAGUCCCUGAAUUUUAAGUGCUGCAUUAUGCUUUUGUACCAUUAACGCUCUUUGUUCUUAAUCUUGUUUUCAUCCUUGCUUUCCUUUGCUUUAAUAGCCGCCCUAGAUUUUGAUGAGCCUGUGCCUGGCUUUAAACCGAGAGACAGAGGAAUGGUAAGCAGAAAUGGAACUGGUUUCUUUGUUUUUAUUCCAAAGUAGCGAACAGUGCCAAAUGUACAUAGACUAUUUCCUGUGUCUGGAACAGGUCCCUUCCUUCUUUCAAAUCCCACCUCAAAGUGAUGCUCAUUUGUAAAGUACAUAGCCCCAUCUUUUUCUGCGCUAGCUGCUCCCAAAUAACUCUUCCUCACCUCAUCUCCAGCAGUUAUCCAAGUGCUAAUAACAUCCAGGAUUGAGUAUUGUAUUGUAUGCAGGUGCUACUUACAGAAGUACCUGGAAACUUCACUUCAUGAAAACUGCAGGGGAUAAGUUGAAAUUUGCUCAUAAAAGCCUUUGAGAACAUAUUCACCAGUGAUGAAACACCUCCAUUAGCUGCCUAUUGUUAGUCACUUCCAUGUGAUUUGGAAAGCCAAAAUUUUAUUGUUGUCCAGCCUGUUGGAUGAGGCCAGCUAGCCUAUCUGGUCCAGCACCCUGCUCUCACCAUGGACCACCAGAUGCCUAUGGGAAACCAGCAAAUAGCAGGAGUGCAACAAUAUUCUCUCCCCUUGUGUUCCCCAGCGACUGGUGUUCAGAGGCAUACUGCCACUGACAGUCGUAUUCACUGUGAAUUUGUCUAACUCCCUUCUAAAACCACCCAAGUUUAGGGUUAUCACUGCAUGCUGUGGCAGCGAAUUCCACAGUGUACCUAUGCACUGUAACAUGUUUCUGAGACAUGUUGAAUAUAUGAUAAGAAAGGCAGGUCAUAAAUGGGGAGAAAGUGUAAUAAAUGCCUUAGUAUGGCAUUUGUUUAGCAGUCAUUUGCACUGGGAAGUAAGAGUUGCUAUUCAGUACAUGAGUCAUCAUUUCAGCCUCGAGCAAACCAAAACUGUGGGAUGGGAUUUUGGCAAGGUGUGAGGUUGAUAGUGUCUGAAGUGGAUGAUGGAGAGAGGCAUGUGCAGCGAAAGUCAGAAAGUAGACAACAUACAAGCGUGAAUCUUCCCUGCCAUACCAUUCAGCAUUCCUUAUGUUGAGUGAAUAGGCAUUUUCAGUGACAAUCAAGAUGUGCGUAUAAAAGUAGCUCGCAUCUUAUGCUUAUGUUACUUACGUGAUUUCAGCUUUCUGCAGAUGUUGGGGGGGAAUAAAUAAAUAAAUGGAGAGGCGAGGAAACCUACUUUCCCUUUAUUCCUCCCCCCCUCCGCACAAAGCUGUGAUCGGAGGCUUACCUGACUUUGGGAAGACAGCGGGCAGGCUCUGCAACAUUGCCAGAGCCAUUGUGAGGCCUUUCCAAAGCUGGGUAAGCACCUCCCCACCUUGCAGGGGGACUGGUUCUGUGGGUUCCUGGCUUACUUUAUAUCUUUUUGCAUCUAUGCAUGGACCCCCAGAACUAAACUUUCGAGUCAGCUGCAAGUUACUGUUACUUCCAGAAUCAGCUUACCUUUCAUGAAUACAAACACAUAUUCAUAAAAGGGAAAGAUGUGUUUUUUAAGUUUACAUAAAUACAUUAAUAUGAUGUUUGUAUAGCAGUUGUCUAUAUUAGGAAACAAGAGUAGGUAUUCAGUACAUGAACGCCAAUGUUAUUCAAGUGCCCAGCCCACUCGUGAAAUGUAGUCAUUCAUUCUGAAAGGCUGUUGCUACCUUGAGCAUUUACACUGCACUGUUCUAAUUUUGGAAAAGCUGGAGAAUCUUCUUGUGUUACAAAGAGAUUUAAUAACUUCCAGUCUGGCGACAUUCACAACUCUUGUUCAUUUAGCUAGAUGUGUUUUUGCAGUUUUUUAAAAAUCUGAAGCAAGUUUCCUGUUACUUUUCUUUGGUAGGUCAGAGAUGAUGUGUCAAACUCACUUUUAGAGUCUGAUAGUGCUUUUAUUGGUGAGUAUAUCUUUUCAGAGGCACUUGUUUCUUGUAUAAUUGUGCUUGAUCAGACUGCUGCCAAGUUGCUCAUUCUUUGGUUGCAGAAAAAGUACAGUUCAGGAUUAGCAUCAGUAGUAAGUGCUCAUCCAAUCCCAAACUAGUAUACAUGGUUUGAAGGGCGUUCAUCUUCCUAAAUUUCUGAAAAGCUGAAGGUGGUUAAAAGGUAGAGAAGGUGGUAGAGAGACCUGCUCAUAUUUGUAUAUUUAGGUUACCUGGGCUUCAGGUGUGCAGUGACCUGUUUUCUAUUGUUGAAAAAGGGGUGGCUGUAUUCAGCUGAACAAUAGCACAAUUUUGCUUGCACAGCAGGCAUACUGGUCCUUUUCCAAAUCUGCUCCAGAGGGUUAGAGGAAUUCCAAAACAGGUUUAGGGGGCACAUGAGAGGAGGAGAGGGGAGUGAAACGACUUCCGAAAGCACAAGGAAUUACUUAGCCCUAUGUUGACUACAGUCCCAAGUCCAUUUGGAAGUUAGUCUGCUGAGAGAGAGGAUAAUAUUGGAGAGUAGGAUGUGGUCCAGGAUGCCUUAACAGAAUCUCCCCAUAAAUGAUUUAUUGAGGGUCUCCAUGUGUAUAUUUCCACAUGUAGCUUUCUGCUGGCCAAGUGUAGAUUUGAACCAUUUUUCCCUUCUCCUUCUUUUAGUCAUCUGUGCCAUGCUGGUUCAAAGCACAUCUCUUAAUGCAAGAUGAGACUCUCCAGAUAAUUUAAAUCAAUGUCUCCCAACCUUUUCCCAACCACGGCCUCCUUCUGACUUUGUUUCCUUCCUAUAGCCCCACGUACCCUUACCUGGGAGUAAGCCAAGACCCACUGAAUUCAUUGUGGCUUUCUUCUGAGGAGACACUUAGUUAUUUACUCACUGGAUGCAAGUCAGCAACACCAGACUACCCCACUCGGCUAGGCACUGGGGUGGAUUCCACCCUGUGCCUUGUAGAGCCAGGCUGCCACUGCCAACGGGCCCUAUGUCCCUUGGUAACGUCUGAAGACCCUGAUCCGCUAGGCGCUAGGGUGGAUUGCACCCUGCACCGGCAGUAGCAACAAGCAUCUCUGGCUUUCCCAGCCCUACCAAUUGCCAUCCCACCACCACACUUACGUGACCUGGGGAUUGUGGAUCACAGGCUCUACUGGUUAAAACUGGAGGCUCAGCAAUUGUCCUCGCCCUCCGGAAACAAACCAGGAUUGCUCCACCAAAACACCCGUGGCAAAAAGGAGCAUUAGGCCCUGGUGGGCCACCCCUUUACCCGCUUGUGAUUGGCCAAGCGGAUAGCCAGUCAAUCAGGAUUUUUUUCUCUUCACUUCUCUCUGUGGCCCCCUAGCCUCGUCCUGUGGCUCCCCAUUUUCACCUGUGGCCCCCUUGGAAUACCCUGGACCCCCAGGGGACCAUAUGGCCCUUGGUUGGGAAACACUGAUUUAAAUAACACAAAUGAUGUGUACAUAUGAAAAUAGACAUAGGUAGGAUUUGUAGGACGCGGGUGGCGCUGUGGGUAAAACAUCAGCCCCUAGGACUUGCCGAUCGCAUGGUUGGCGGUUCGAAUCCCCGCGGCGGGGUGUGCUCCCGUCGUUCGGUCCCAGUGCCUGCCAACCUAGCAGUUCGAAAGCACCUUCGGGUGCAAGUAGAUAAAUAGGGACCGCUUACCAGCGGGAAGGUAAAUGGCAUUCCGUGUGCUGCGCUGGCUCGCCAGAUGCAGCUUGUCAUGCUGGCCACGUGACCCGGAAGUGUCUUCGGACAGCGCUGGCUCCCGGCCUAUAGAGUGAGAUGAGCACACAACCCUAGAGUCUGGCAAGACUGGCCCGUACGGGCAGGGGUACCUUUACCUUUACCUAGGAUUUGUUUUGGGCACUAAUUCAAUCCUGUUGACAAAACUUGCUAUCUUCCCAAAACGUAGCUGCUUUGCAAAAAAAGAAAACAGAAAAAAAGAAAAUAAAAAAAGAAAAUAUAAAACAAAGGAACCCUGAUGUUUUAUUGCUGCCUCUGUAUUAUGUAGGAUAUAUGGAACAAAAUUAAUCUGAGCAUAACGGUAUACAUGUUUUAUUUACAGGGUUUAUUUAGCUAUUCUAGAAUAGUUGCACACAUGCUCACAUACUUAGUCUGUUUGGAAAUCUAAAGCAGCUGCACUGUUGCCAGUAAUGGCCAGCUAGAUACUUCUUGGAAAUGCACAAACAGGGCAUGAGUUCCACUCUAAGAUAUGAACCUAUCUUUAGCAUGUUGUGUGUAUUAUGUUUAUUUUUUCAUGGAGUUUGCUUAAAAAUCCAAGUGCUAAUAUUUUUUUUUAAUCCUUCUCCUAGGUACUGAUGGUGAAACCUUUCCUAUUUUAGAAGACCAUGACUUCAAUGUGAAUUCACCUCCACUACCGCCAGUAUCUGCAAGGGAAAGGAGGCGAGAAAAGAAAAUGGUAGUAGAAUUCAUCCAACUAGUUGCAUUUAUUGAAAUCAGUGGUGCUCAGUUGUUGGGACUAACCUGUCCCCUUUGCGGGCUUUCCAAUGGGACACAAGCACAAUGAAUACUUUGCAUUCUCAGAGCCUUUAUGUAUAAACCAUGGGUCUGUCAGGUGCACUGGUCUCCAAUCAGCUCUUCCAUCAGUUUGACCAGAAGCUGAGUGGGAUAGGAUGGAAAUGGGCAAGUGAGAUGCUGGGGCUGGAGGAUGCACUUGACAGGAGAAUAAAAUGGAGGUUGUGAGCAUGUCAAAGGCCCGUACCAGGUAGUGCAUGUGGGAAUCUGGGGUGGAAACAAGGAGAGAGAAGAGGUAGGACUGAGAAAGUAGGAAACCAGAGAUGGAUCUGAGGGAGAAGAGACAAAGGAGGCUAGAAAGCAUGAAGGGGGAGGAAAUAAGGAGGGAUUUACCCCAGAAGAGGAGAAGACAGAGGCAAGGAGGCAUAUUAGGGAAGUGUCCGCUCAACCUUAGUGCCAAGCCCAAGAGAGGGAAGAAGAGUGGCAUCAUGUGGGUGAAGUUGUGUGUAUAUUUUAUGUAGAAAGCCUUCUAAAUUUUCCUCAGCCGAUACAUAUCAUAUGCAGCGUCUCAUGAUUCUUUACAUCUUUAGGAUGCUGGCGCCCUUGGGCCAACUCCACCACUGCAGACUGACGACGACUCUCUGCACUCAAGCUCUAGUCUUAAUAUAGAUCAGCUGAAAGCCAGAAAUGAAGAGCGAUUGCGAAGGCUGAAUGAGCUGCAAAAGAAGGCCAUUCAUAUAGGUAUGGUCAUUUUGUUGAAUUGCAGUAGCCAGGAUACUGACAUAGCAGCCAGGCAUUUGACACACAUUUACAGAACACACAUUCUGUUCUGCAUAGGGGGGAAUCAGAUUCGCAGGGUGGCAUUUCAUGAAGCUUUCUUCAGAGUAGACAUGAGUUGGCCCUUAAGUCAUGUUCAUUAAUUUCAAUGAGACUGUUCUGAGUAAGAGUUGAAUACCACCCAGUAAAUAGAAGAGCAGAAAUUGCCACAGUAAUAGUACUACUGCUUUGAAGGGCUCCAAGUAUUAAUUGCUGGCAUCCUGUUGCUGAGGUUUUCCUGCGCAGCAAAAGGAAGCCCUGCUACAUUGCCAGACCCAAGUAUUUGGAAGCUGUUGAAGUGCCCUACAUAGAACUAGUCUCACCUUCAGAGAAAUAUGUAACCAGGUUUUAGGCUUUGUGCCUUUGAAACAAUGCUGUUGACAUGAAGAAAGUUUAGGGAAGAGCAGUAAAGGGCCCGAACUGGCAUAAGAGAAGCAUGGAGAGUGGGGGAUAAAACCAAUUUGGGCCACUGAAAGCUCCUUCCACAUUAUCUCUCUGGUCUUUAAACUUUUAACUGAUCUUACCGUCACCAGUUAAAAAAUUAUCCUAAAAUUGGGGUGUCUGGGGAAAGUUUUCAAAGGCCCUUACUCAACUUCUGUUUGUUCUUCCCCACUUCUGCUGCAGAGCUUUUAAACUGAUGCAAGAACCAGGGGUGAGCAAUGAUGGGACUCCACGUUCUCUCUUUUCUGUGCUCAGCAGCACAGGUAUUGAAGAGAGCAGGAGCAAACAAAAGGGGAGGCCAGGAGGUGCCAAGAGCCCCAGUGAGGCUCCCUUAGGUACAAACUCUGUGUGGCCUUCAUCAGCUUUACUUUGGAGUGGUGACAGGCUAUGCACACGGGUCUUCCCACUACAUUGUGUACCGUAGGUCGGAUUCCACAAAAUGAGAAUGGUGAUGUUGGAGGAUCCCCUGUGAGCUAGCUAGUCUAGCCCUCUGCUAGAUGCUGGCAGUCAGCAUAUGGCAUGAAUGGGUGCCCAUCUUCUGCUUGAAAGCACCUAGUGAAGGAGAGCCACUCCCACCCCGCACCCUUAUUGGUUCCAUUGUCAAACUGCUCUUACUGUUAAGACGUUUCUCCUAAUCUCAACAGCACAUCUCCUCCUCUAAUUUAACCUCAUCAGUUCUAGUCCUUCCCUCAAGGGCAGCAGAGAACAAGCCUCUGCCCUCUUCCAUGUGGCAACCCUUCCAGUAUUUGAAGAGCUUCCCUUUGGUCUUCUCAGGGCUAACAUACCCAGUUCCUUCAACUCUUACUCAUAGGACUUCUUUACUGCUCUCUUCCAAACCUGUUUUAGUUUGUCAAAAUCCCCCUUAAAGUGUGGUACUUGGAUGAGGUCUAGCACAUAGAAAACUGCAUCACACUGCUGACUCAUGUUCAGCUUGUGAUUGACUACAAUCCUGAGAUCUUUGCCACAUUUAUUGAUGCCUUUUUCAACAUGCAUGCUGCCCAGCAACAGAAGUUUUCUGAGUGGUGUACAUUGAAAAAUUAAAACCGUAAGAUUAAAAAGUAAGACGUAAGCAUGAAAAUUCUAACAGAAUAAAAACAGCAGCAGUGUAAAACCAAAUGUACUGCUGCCAAGCUAGGCAUCCUCUAGGAGAGCGAGUGUGGUGUAGUGGUUAAGAGCGGUAGUCUCGUAAUCUGGGGAACCGGGUUCGAUUCCCUGCUCCUCCGCAUGCAGCUGCUGGGUGACCUUGGGCUAGUCACACUUCUCUGAAGUCUCUCAGCCCCACUCACCUCACAGAGUGUUUGUUGUGGGGGAGGAAGGGAAAGGAGAAUGUUAGCCACUUUGAGACUCCUUAAAGUGAGUGAAAGGCGGGAUAUCAAAUCCAAACUCUUCUUCUUCUUCUUCUUCUCUAUCAAAACUUGUGCAGUUCUUCUUUCAUUGUUGUCAAAAUUCAGAACCUUGCAUUUGUCACUGGAGUUUUUUAGCUAGUUUCAACUCACUUUUUCUAUUUUAUCAAUGUCAUUUUGAAUGUUUGUUUUAUCAAUGUCAUUUUGAAUUUUAUUAUCUUCUGAGAUGCUAACUUUACUUUCCAGUUUUGUGUCACAUGCAAAUUUGACAGGGAUUCAUUUCUUUCACCCCUUCAUCGUUAUUAAGAAUAAUCAAUUAAGAAAUACUGUAGGCGUCAUUCCUAAACACCGUAGAAACUAACAAAAGUGUUUAAAAAUCUUUCCCCCUUGUAUCAUGUAUUCUUUCUUGAUAGGUUAGCAUGUUGCAUCAACAAAAUCGGGACUCAUUUUUGACAUUUUCUUUAUAGAAAGGAAGUGGUGGUCAGGGUGAGUAACUAGCCAUAGUUGGUGUCUUGCUUCAGUAGUUAGAUAGAUAGAUAUUUGAAUAUGCUUUCUGAUAUGGGUGUGCAUCGGCCACAAGAUUUGAUUUGGAUCUGUAUCUGUCACUUCUGGAAGCAGCCAAGUCUACAUUAAGGUGCUCCGUGGUCUGUCAGAUUCAACUCUUGUUUUUUGCCAGGAGCAGAUUUGUUGAAAACAGCUUUGUUUCUUGCCAUUCACUAUUUUGGGGGGAAAAGGCUACCCCCCCCUUUCGACAAAAAUGGAUUAAAUUUACAGACAUAACAGCCCCCCUCCCCCAAAUGAGUUAAGAUACAUUUGCUUGUAAUUUGGCAGGCUUAACAGAUGGGGGCCUGAACACCUUGGUAGUUUGUUUUUUUAGAAAAAGGAAACACCUCUAACUUUAUUUUGGGGGAUAAUUAAAUGCCAUUUGCAGCCUUGGUCACCCCUAGUGAGGGAAUAAACCCUUCCAAAUUUGAAAAUGUCUUACUGAAGUGGUUUUCCUGCAAGCAUGUUAGAGUUUGGGGUGUAUAAAAAAGGAAUUGUCAUCAUCUUGCUUAGUGUGCUGUGAGCAAUUGGUCUGAAACUUGCAGACAGGAGAGAGAUGCCCCUCGGGUAUGAGUGAAAUUGGAGACAAGUAGGUCCAGAGGCAUCUGUGCUACAGAACAUUUUAAAUGUUUAUUGGUGGGGGAGUAAAAGGGAUUCACUUUUUCACAGAUUCAUGGAAGCCUGUUUGCUGAAUGUUGCUCCCCCUCCAAAUCAUUCAUCACUCUGUACCAUCUUUCAGUGUCAUUUACAACUAGCUUCUGCCCACACAGCACAGCUGGUGUGCAGCCAGAAAUCUAUUUCUGCUUGUGGAACACUAGUCCCCUGAGAAUGCAUAAUUCCUAUUCCUCAAUCCAAUUAGCUUUGGGGAAUUCUUUUGAUAACUGUUACCAAACAUGCAUCUCUUGAACAUGCAUCUCAUUGUACUAGGCACUGGAAGUGGAGAAUAUUUGAAACCAGGGUGGCUGUAUUUAUUUUUUUAACCCACCUUACUGCAUUUUUGUUCUGAACACCCAGUACUGAAGAAGAAUCUUGUAAAGUCUGGAAACUUGCUAGGUCAGAGAAUGAUGUUAUCAUUGUAAAAGUGUGCUUUUUCUGUACCAGUAGCUAAAGUUGAUUUAUUUUCCUCAAGCUGAUGAUGUUCCACUGGGAAACGCCGAUGACAGAAGACCCAGCUCUGUGGACACAGUGGCAACCGAACCGUGGCUGAGACCUGGGACAUCAGAAACCCUUAGAAGAUUUAUGGCUGAGCAGUCAAGUCAAGCUAAGCUUUCUUCUGAGAUGAACUUACCAUUCAAUUGGCAGGGGCUGUCCACAGCCCAUGGCUGAAUAAAAUCUGUAGUGAAGCCAGUUGUGCCUUUCAAAAGAAUGUUUCUCCACUACUGCACUUUCAAGUCUUUAAUUUACAUGCUGUGUGCAGAAGCACAGCUGUAACAAAUCUUGUGAAUAAGAUUUUGACAACCUGCUGCAAUCUUCUAUCUUCUUAAGUUAAAUGGUCAGUAUGUUACUGUCAGGGGUUCAGGAGCUCUGACAGUUACUGAUAUGAUUUAAUCUUGGAAGGGCAACGUGCAUACUAGGUCGUCUUGAAACUGGCAAGCUAGAGCCAAACAUGCAUCUAUUCAGCUAGUUGAAAGGCACAGAGGCAAAGCUUUCCAGUUUACCCUCAUGGUAUUUUUUGUUUGAAAAAUUACCUCAGACCUCAAGUCUUACAAGCGUGUGAAACGUGUUCUGCAUUUAACAGAGCUGAGUGCUGUGGCUUGGAUUUCUCAUGCAUUUCAUAGGUAUUCAAUGAUCUGAAUUGAUUAAUAAGUGUUCCUUUUGCUGAUUUAGGGCUUAUCCUCGCUUACCUUUCCUCUGCACUUUACAGGCAUGGCCCACGCUUUAAAGCUCUGUGUCUGAGCGCUCAGUUUUUUUGCUCCAGAGCUUUCCCCAUGGAAACCCACUCUUUACCACUGUGAAAGCUUGAUGGUGGAAAAGGAGUGCUCAGACACAGAGCUUUAAAGAGCAGAACUGUGCCUGGAAAGUAUGAGGGGCAAAAGUUAAGCGUGGUUAAGCCCUUACUCUGUUUUCCAGACUUUCUAUCUAAUCAUUUGUUCUAAUAUUCUAAAUUACCCUGUCAUCUUGUGUUCUUCUGUAUUUUAAAUGUCAGUAGUGAAUACUAUUAAAUAUAUUUAUGGUCAUGAAUGUAAGAUUAAAAAAUAAAUUAUAUUUUACUAGGAAAAAAGUUUAAAACCAUUCUUGUGGAGAUGAAUUCUAAAAGAACCAGAGUGAGAGACCCUCCUCUGCUCACACUUCCCAUUCACUCUUGCCCAGUGACAUGGCCUGAAAAACACGAGUUCUUUUGUUUCUAGCUCUUGAACCCCAAACACAGGACCAGAUGCGUGAGAAGUAGUGGAGAUAGGAGCUCCUGUUCAGCCACGCUAUACUUCUGGGGUAAGUACAUAUGCUAUU
Messenger RNA from Podarcis lilfordi (Lilford's wall lizard), 56441 nucleotides. The record is from the annotation of a GenBank genome assembly. Lineage: Eukaryota; Metazoa; Chordata; Lepidosauria; Squamata; Lacertidae.